This is a messenger RNA of Drosophila subpulchrella, 45554 nucleotides long. RefSeq names its product nesprin-1 (gene Msp300). The record is from RefSeq and is a predicted model, not a curated record. The transcript has 28 exons. Gene Ontology annotation, biological process: nuclear migration; negative regulation of cell population proliferation. Gene Ontology annotation, cellular component: cytoplasm; nuclear outer membrane; meiotic nuclear membrane microtubule tethering complex. The coding region runs from base 16 to 43938 and encodes 14640 amino acids. Gene Ontology annotation, molecular function: actin filament binding. Lineage: Eukaryota; Metazoa; Arthropoda; Insecta; Diptera; Drosophilidae.
GAAAUCAAUGCCAUUAUGGCUGAUAGUGGAGGACCAGGAUCCAUAGAUGCCGGUGGCGGAGGACCAGGAGGCGGAGCAGCCGGAGCAGGCGAUGACGUGCCUCCAGUUCCAGCUGUUCGCCGGCGCCGUGCGCAUGAGCAGAAAUCCUCGAGAGAGCAAGUGGAGGAGGAGGAGAGCCAACAGCUGGAGACGUCGACGGUGACGAGGACAUACAUGAAGACCAUCACCACCUCCCUGACCACCUCGAGUAGCUCUAACUUAGAGGAAUUUGUCCUGGAAGAGCCUUUGGAGGCAGCUGCUCCUUCGCCCAAUCAACAGAGAUUGCGACAAAAGGUGGCCCAGUACGAAAAGGUCUGGUCGGAUGGCUCUAAUCCUGUAAAGCGACCCGCCGAGCAAAGCUCCGAUGAGCUGCGUUUGGCCGACGACCAGGAUGAGUACGAUGCUGAGAAUCCCUUUGAGAUAGAUGUGCACGAGAUUGAGCGGCGACUGCGCCAGGAGAGGCAACGUGGCCUGGCCGAGGCGGAGGCAGCCAAGUUGGCCUUUCAGCAGGUGCAACUGAGGCACACGACUCCUCCGCGACGAGUGGAAGUCACCAGUGACCAGGUGGCGAGUCCCUUUAACGUGACCCUUCGCACUACCAGUCGCAUGAGUCCAGGUGCCGAGCAAGGCAAUGUGGAGGAGCACCUGGCGCCGUUUAAUGUGACCCUUCGAACCACUCGCAGGACCAAGAAGAAGGAGCUCAAGGAACUGGAGAGCUUCCUUGAGGGAGAAAGAACUGUGCGAGAGGUGCCCUCUGCCGAUGGCGUGAGGACCAUCAUCACCUCCUCGAUGACCAGUGAUGGCGGCUAUGCCGAGGAGAAGAUCUAUCGCCAUGGAGAGGGCUAUGUUUCUCCAAGGGACUCCCCAUCCUGGUCGCGUUCCAGUUACUCCAGCGAGCGAUCCAGUGUGACGCCGCCGAGGAGCGUUGAUCUGACCGCCGGCGGACGAAGGAUACUAAUCAAACUGGAGCAGGAAAGUGAACUAACCGAGGCGGACUUCACCAGGCAGAGGGACGAGACCGAUUCGUUUGCCAGGGAGGGAGCCAUGGCAACCGGCAACAUUGACAUUACCGUCGGCGGUAGCAACCCCCGCCGGCGUUUGUACCAGCAAACAACUGUCCAGGUGGGCGGUGGCAACCGCACUGCCACCCCCGAGGAGCUAACACCCCAAAGGCACAUGCCGAGGGACUUAGACCUGGCCAGGAGCACCAACACGAAGACAAUGCUAACAUCCACGCCAAUUGGCACGAAGGAGCAACCGCAAACGGGUCCGAAAACUCUAGUUAGUCCAGCUGCAACGUGCCAAUUGCGCGGUUCUUCGACGGAAGAGCCCCGGAAAAUUGUAAGCCACAAAACGAUAACCAGCACAACGACCAAGUCCACCUCGUCCUCAUCCUCCUCGUCCACGUCGCGUAAAUUGAUCGAAACGUCGCCGGUUGUCGCCGGGAAUUGGAAUAUCUCAUCGCAAAUUCGUACCGGUAACAGCGAUUUAGAUAUCGAUAACGAUUCGGACACCGAGGGCAGACCGGCCAGCAGUAUUGUGAUUGUGUCCACGCCCACGCGACACACCACACCGGCAUCCCAAUCCGCGUCCGUAACCCCAUCCGCAUCCACAUCCGCAUCAGCUGCCCACGCCCUCAGCGGCAUCGGCACUUUCAGCAAGAGUCUGCGCCAGGAUUAUCAGACUCUGGCAACGCAAAGUGGCCGCAGCAACGAAUCACCCAGCGACCAGGAAUACCACGAGUUCCAGUCCACCAUGGCGUCCAUAAACUACGCCCGCAGCAAUUCCCAGUACGACAGCCAUAUCAAGGAGAAACGAGAGGAGCAAGAACGUGUGCAGAAGAAGACAUUCACUAAUUGGAUUAAUUCAUACCUAUUGAAGCGUGUUCCACCGCUUCGUAUCGAUGAUUUAAUCAAUGACUUACGCGAUGGUACGAAACUAAUUGCACUGCUGGAAGUUCUGUCCGGAGAACGCCUGCCCGUGGAGAAGGGUCGCGUUUUGAGACGUCCACAUUUCCUCAGCAAUGCCAAUACGGCCCUGCAAUUUUUGGCCAGCAAACGGAUCAAGUUGGUUAAUAUUAAUCCCGCAGAUCUGGUGGACGGGAGACCACCAGUUGUGUUGGGUUUGAUAUGGACAAUCAUCUUGUACUUCCAGAUCGAGGAGAACAGCCGCAACCUAGAGUAUUUGGGUCAUGGUAUUGGCGGUUCGGUUAGUUCCCUCGACAGUGUUGGCAACCAGAAGCACGGCGAUCUGAAGGCUGAGAAAUGGAAGCAGGGUGCCAGGAAGACCCUGCUCAACUGGGUGACCAACGCCUUGCCAAAGGAGAGUGGUGUGGAGGUGAAGGAUUUCGGCGCCAGCUGGAGAGAUGGCGUCGCUUUCCUGGCCCUCAUCGAUGCCAUCAAGGCGAACCUGGUCAACUUGGCUGAGCUGAAGAAGGCCAGCAACCGCCAGCGUUUGGAGACUGCUUUCGAUGUGGCCGAAAGCAAACUGGGCAUUGCCAAGCUCCUGGACGCUGAGGAUGUGGACGUACCCAAGCCGGACGAGAAGAGUAUCAUGACAUAUGUGGCGCAAUUUUUGCACAAGUAUCCUGAACCUAAGGGUGCUUCCCGCGACCAAUCGCAUGUGCAGCAGGAGGCGGACGAGCUGCGUCGCUUCCUGGUGGAGAAGACCACCGAGUACGAGCCCAUGGUCAUGAUGAGCUCAUUCCCACGCGAUUUUAGUGAAUACUUACUGGCACGUUCUGAAGUCGAUGCCCAUUUGGCGGCAUACAACCGCUUGAAGCAGCUCAUCGAGAGCCAGAGCGGCUUUUUGCAGGUUUCCCGCCAAUCUUGGGAGGAGAUCAACGAGCUGUGGCAGCGCCUCCAGUACCAGAUGAUGUACUGGCUCUGGCUGCUGGACUCCGAGCUGCCCGGCGACUUUGGCACCGUUGGCAAAUGGUUAGCCGAAGCAGAGAAACUAUUGAUGGACAACGAUAUACCCAAUGCAAUGAACGAGGAGACGGCCGCUGUGAUAAGCAGGAAACUGGAGGAGCACAAGCUCUUCUUCGCCGAUCUGCCUCGCAUUUUGGCCAUGUUUGACAAUGCCAAGCGGUCACCAUUGGCCCAGCAAAUUCCCCUGGAGCAGUUGCGCAACAUGGAGCGUCGCCUUCAAGAGGUCGGACCCAAGGCAGCGGAGCGUAGGAUUCGCCUGAAGUUCCUGGAGCACAAGUGCUGUCUGAUUGCCUUCCUUAACCUGGUGGAGAACAAGAUGCGCGGCUGGACUGGAAAGUAUGGGCAGGAGGAGAAGGUGGCCCAACAGCUGGAGCAGUACAAGAACUUUGUGUCGCGCAACAAGAUCUUCCAGGAGUUCCAGAAGGCCUUUGUCGAUAUGCAACAGGUGGUGGAGGAGUACAAGCGCGAUGGCAAUGUGCCGCGCAAGGAGAUCAACGAAAUCGAUCGGUUUAUGUAUGAAACCGAGGAGCGUUGGAAGCGUGUCUCCAUGGAACUGAAAUGCUGUCAGAACUCCCUGGAGGAAGUGGUCAAUUGCUGGCGUAGCUGGAACCAAUUGGCCCCCACUUGCGAGGAGUGGCUAUCGCUGGCCGAGCAAAAGGUGAAUCAGAGCGAGGAUGAACGUCUGGACUUCUUCCAGGACAUACCCGUGUGGAAGGACAAGUUCGACGCCUUGGCUAAUUCUGCCAACUAUCUGAUUGCCUCCUGUGAGGAGCCCAUUGCCCAGCAGUUGCGUCAACGGCAUGGAGCUCUCUCUGAGCGAUUUGAGCGUUUGUUUGCCAACACCAAGCAGUAUAUGCAUGCUGGAGACAUUAUCCGUUCGCGACAGGAGUUCAAGUCCGGAAUAGAACAGCUUUCCAGGUGGCUGCGAGGAGCCGAAAGCGUUCUGGACCAAAGGCAAGUCCUCGGAAACAGUGAGCAGAUCAAGCAAUAUGGCCAGCAGCUGCAGCAGUUGGCCAGCGAAAUCGAUGACAACGAGGAGCUGUUUAAGACCAUCAGCAGGAAUUUCCAAUCCCUGAUCCAAGACCUUUCCCGCGACGAGGUGGACAAGAUGAUGAAACUGCUGAAGCAGGAGAAGGAAUCUCUGGUGCGCAUACGCGCCCAGUUGCCUGCCAAGCUGCAUCUGUUCCAUCAACUGCAGAUCCAACAGGAAUCCCUGGAGGCGGGACAAAAGGAGAUCCAUCAAUGGUUGAGUGAGGCUGAACAGCUUCUGGGAACCCACAAUCUUACCGGAGGCCGUGAUGCCAUAAAUGAGCAACUCCAAAAGCACAAGACCUACUUCUCACGCACUGUAUACUAUCGUUCCAUGCUGGAGAGCAAGAACAAGGUGUUCCAGAACCUACUGAAGGCCGUGUCCGCGGAUGACAAGAUCGACACUGCUCCCGCUUCGCAGCAAAUGCAGCAGCUGAACGAGCGAUUCAACUAUGUGAUCCAGAAUGCCCAGCAAUGGGAGCAGCGCUUGGAUUCGGCAGCUGGUGGUUGGAGCAACUUCAAGGACAACGAGCGUGUGGUCAGCGAAUGGCUCACCCAUGCGGAGUCCAUGCUGGUGGAGAAGCACAUCGAAUCUAAGACCACAAUUGAGACCCAGAAAUACUUCUUUGAGCAGGUCAACGAUCGCUGGAUGAAUGAUUUGGUCCAAUCGGCUCAACAACUUCUGACCACCUUGCCGGCCCAAGAGCAACCUGCUGUUGUACAAAGUGUGGAGCAAUUGCAAUCCCGCUGGAAGAAUGUGCUAUCCCAGGCUCCGUUGCACCUACUAAAACUGGAAUUCAGACUAGACGAGAAUGCCUUCUAUCAAUCUUUGAAGGAUGUGGAGAAGGAGUUGCAGCUGGAGCAGCAGGCCCUUAAUCGCAAUGAGGACGUGGACUCUAUUUUGCAGCGUAAUCAGCAGUUCCUCCUGCAACAGGAUGUAGUUCCUCGCCUGGAGCGCUGCCUUCAGAACAUGCAACGUCUGGCCCAAGCCCACAGGCAACAACAACCCGGUGACAUUAGUCUGGAUCAGGCCUACGACAAUGCCAAGUCGCAGUGGCAACUGUUGUCCAACAAACUGGGCGAUAUGCGCCAGACCCUUCAGCAAAUCCCAGCCCAAUGGCAGGGCUACCAUCUGAAAUUUAACGAUAUGGUCAAUUGGAUGAACGGCGUGGAUCAGAGCCUUAAAAAUAUCGUCAAUGAAGUCAAUACCAUGGAGGAAUUCGAGAAGGAGAAAGUCGUCUUCCAGAAAAUCUGCCAGGAUGCUGACAACAAACGCGAGGAUAUGAAAUGGCUGGUCAAGACUUUGGACUCUCUGCUUAGCUACGCUACUGAAGAUGAAGCCAAUCUGGAGCAGAAGAAACUGGAGGACUUGAUUGCUCGCUACAAGAACCUUAUCCCCACGAUUGAGAUCACCAUGGUCAAGACGGAAGUUUUCUCUAAGUGCUACACCUACCGCCGUGAAGUUCACGAGGUUGUGUGCCUGCUGAGCAAGGUCAAGGAUCAGACGGCCAAUAUACCAGCUCCCGACAGUCUGGAGCGAGUGAAUCGCCUGAUUGAAGAACAGCAGUAUGCCGUUAAUCAGCUGGAUCACCAGCGUCCGCACAUCAUGUCUAUGCUACAACGAGGACGUGAUCUUAUCAAGGAUGUGCAUGCCCCAGCCUUUGUUAAUACCGAGGUGAAGAACCUGGAGACUGGUUGGAAUCAGGCCUACACCGAAACCUCUGACAAGCUGCAGGCCCUUAAGGGCACCCAGGCUGUUUGGAGCGAGUUCGUGGACCAGAAGAAUGACAUCUUCUCCAUGUUGCAAACUGCCGAAACGGAGCUUCGUUCCUUGACUCCAUUGCAAACCGAUCCCAAAAAUGUUAGCCAGGAUCUGAAGUCCAAGAGAGAUCUCAAUGUGCAACUGCAGCAGGCUUCCCAUCAACUUCUGCCUAAAUUGCAUGCUCUCAAAUCAGAACUGGCUCCUCUGGCUGCUCCCGACAAGCGUCCCAUCCUGGAGAAGGAAGUAACCGAGGUGGAGAAGAUGUUCUUCAAUACCAUGGAGCAUGUGAAAGAUCGCGUUGGCUAUCUGGAGGACUACAGUGCCAAGUGGAACAACUACAAGACUCGCCUCGCUGAACUGCAAGAAUGGGCCAACAAGGUUGCCCCCAAGAACAUCGAGGCCCUUCAGUCCGAGGAUCUCACACCGGAGGAGCGUGUGGUCAAGGUGCAGGCCUUCAAGCGUAUCCUUGGCGAUCGCAUGAAGCAACUGGAUCUUCUGGCCGCCGAUGCCUCCGAAUUGGCCCCCAAAGAGGGCAACAUUGCCGAGGCCAAGCGACUCAAGGGCGAGAUCACCAAGCUGCAGGAGGUCCUCAGUGCCAUCAAUCGCAACGUGGACCACCAGGCACAGGCUGUGCAGGAGGAUCUUGUCAACUGGCAGCAGUUCCAGGCCGGUCUGCAGCAAAUCAAGCCAGCCGUGGAGCAAAGCGAAGUCAAGGUAAAUAAUGUAGUUUCUAAGCCCAUCUCCCUCGAAGAAGCCGUUGCCAUGCAACAGAAUGCCCAACAAUUCGAGACACAGUGCCAGGAGCAAUUGGACAAGCUCCAUGGCAUUUCAAACAUCAGUCAUAAAAUGUUAUGUAAGACCAAUGCCCCCGACGAAUUGGAUGCCAUGCAUUCGCGUUGGACGGCUGUCCAUGAGAACGCGAAGCAGGCGAGCGCCAAGCUUGAGAAGUUGGUGGCCAACUGGAAGUCAUUUGACGCCGAUGCCGCCAAACUCGAGGAUUGGGUUGGCCAGGGUGAGCAGCUGAUGUCUCGCCGUCCAGCUGUCCUUAAUACCCCGCACAUUGACAAGCUCGAAAAGGAGCUGGUCAAACUAAAGUCCUUUAACAACGAGAUCUCGCAGCAGCAGGCCAAGCUCGUGACUCUGGGUCAGAAUGCCGAUCAGAUUAGUUUGCACUUGGCUCCUGAGGGAGCAGCAGCUUUGAAAGAUCGCGUGAAUCAAAUGAAGGGCAAGUUGCAGAAGCUCUCGGAAGCCACUCGCGGUCACAUCAACGAGGUUUCCGAUGCCAUUAUCUCGCGGCAGGACUUCAAUGCCAAAUUGGUUAACUUCUCCAACUGGAUGGAGCAGCUUCGUAACCAGGUCACCCAAGUGGAAGAAAUCAACCCAGAGCGUGUUGAGACCAGUCUUCAUGUUAUUCAUGCAUUACUCCAGGAACAUGCCGAUAAGAAGCCGAGCUUUAAUGCCAUCUACGAUGAGGUUAAGCAAUUGGCCUUGGGAGCCACUCCCGAAGAGUCUAAUGCCCUGAAUGAUGCCUACACCGCUUUGGUGGUGAACUAUCAAAACCUGGAGACCAACAUGCUUCAAAAGAAGGCAGCUCUGGAGAAGUGGACUGAGCUGCUGGGCUGGAAGAACGACACGGAAUCGCAUUUGAACUAUCUGAAACACCAGUUGGACAAACCAGAAGGACCCGCUGCCGAGGAGCUCUCCAAGGUGAUCGAUGAGAUCGACAAUUUAGGUCAGGGUAUUUCCUACUGGAAGGGUCAGGCCAAGGAGAUCGAUGAAAACCCGGCCAUCCAGUUGAGAGAUGCUUUGUCCCGCCGUCCACUGAUCGCCACCCAAAUUGUGAAUGAUGUUGAGAAUAAACUGGAGAAUCUGAAGCUGCGUUCGCAGAAUCAACAGCAGCAAAUUCAACAGAUGAACGUACGCAAGGACAAAUUCCAUGCCCUGGAGCACAACUUUGGCCAGGCUCUGCAAGAGAAUCGCGCCAAGCUGGACGAGAUUCUCAAACAGCAUCCGACCCUGAACAACAUCGAUCAGAUCAUUGCCGAUUUAGUGGCUCUGAAUGAGGCUCUAAAAUACCAGGCGGAUCUGAAGAAUCGCAUUCAUGACGAAGGUUCUUUGCUGAUGCGUGAGGAUAUUGCCAGCAUGCCUGCCAUUCAGGAGAGCCUUCUUGUCAUGGAUAAGAACUACGAUUCUCUGCAGAACGAGAUUGCUGAUCGUAUUCAGAAGUACAACCUAAUCAGCCAGGCCUUGAGGGAGUAUGCUGACUCCAAGGACAAGUUCUCGAAGGAGCUCAAGAAGGCAGAAGAUUUGUUCAAUGCCAUACCUCAACAGCCACGUGAUGAAACUGAGCUCCAUCAGGCUUCGGAGAAGACCAGGAAGACCAUGGAGCAGCUGCGCAAAUCCAAGCUCAGUUUGGAUGAACUAGAGCGUCGGGGCAGCAAUGUGGGCAAACUUUUCAGUGCUAUUGGAGAGCCAAUCCCCCAGGAAGUGCCACAGGAGGUAACAGCUGCCAAACAACACUGGCAAGAUCUGCAUGAUAAGACAGCAAAGAACGCCCAUGUCUACGAGACUGAAGCCGUUAUUUGGUCACAGAUCGAAGAUGCCAAGAAGGACCUUCUCCCCUGGUUGUCAGAAACGAACCAGGGACUCUGCGAUGCUGCGGAUAAUUCAAUUGAAAUUGAGUUUGGACCUAUGCGUCUAAGCAAAUAUCGCACGGAGUUGCCUUCCUACCAGGCUCUGAAGGAUUCGAUUGUGGAGAAGACAAAUGAAUUGGUGAAGAUCAACAAGGGCGCAGAGAUCCCAGCUCUAUCUGCUCUCAAUAAACUCUUGACCGAGCAGUUUGCUGAAGUAAGCAACAAUGCUGAUCGCCUGAGUGCUGUUACCACUUCGUUUAACGAUCAGGAACAAGAGUUGCGUAAACGCUCCAAGGAAGCCGGCGAGAGGGUGAGCAAACUCCGUGAGCAGUUGAUCAAGUGCGACGACAUGUCCGGUGACAAUAACAAGAUCAUGGAGCGUCUCCUGCAAUGCCGCGCCCUGCGUGGUGAACUCGACAAUAGCGGAAACGAAAUUGACAACAUCAAACAAAAGGUCGAUGAGUUGCGUAAUCUGUAUCCCACUUUCAGUGAGUCCAUUAUACCCAAAGAACUGAAUAACGUGCAGAAACGGUAUGAGAACGUCGAUCUCUAUGCUAAAAAGAUUGAGAGCUCCCUGCUGCAGUUCCUCAAGAAAUUCCACGCCGAUAAAGUAGGCAUGCUGAAGCGCAUCAUUGCCACUCAACGCGAAAAGGUGGCCUGGUGUCAGCCUGAGUCUUCCAGUGACAAAUACAACCUCGAUGUGAAGAAGUCCUCGUUACAGGAGGUCAGCAAGAGCAUUGAUGAUUGCAAGGCGCGACAUGCCGAAACCCUGAAGUCACUGGAGAUGUUGAAGGCUGUGGAAUCUCCUCAAAACCUUGCUGAACUUACCAACGAUGCCGAGUUACUUCGUAAGGAUAUGCAGGCUCUGCAGGAUAGCUUUGACAAAAUCAAGGAUAUCCUUGAUGAAAACGUCGAUUUGUGGUCACAGUACGAGCAGUCCAAUGAACAGAUUUCCAACUGGUUGCGUGACGUCGAAGGACGCGUUAAGGCAGAGACUAGCAGUCAAGUCAAUCUACCCGAGGUGCCACAAAAGCUUCAGGAAUUGUCUAUUCUCCAACAGGAUGUGUUGGCCCAUGAGCCCAUAAUUAAUAACCUUGAGCAGACUUCCCAACAGCUUAUUGAGAAGAACCCAGAGGCAAGAAUCGGACAGUUUGUCACUCAUUUGGUGCAGCGUUAUCAAGCUGUAUCGAAGGCACUGACUGGCUACAUUGAUAAGAUCCGUAGUGCUCAGUUGUCGAAUGCCAACUUUGCCAAGGCAGCCAAGGAUUUCAAUGAGUGGUUCGGGGAUGCUAAGAUCGAGUUCCAAGAAUUGGCCCGCAUGGGAUCACCUGGAUCUUCUUCUGCCACAGCCCAACAACUGCAGACCGUCAAGAAUUACAUCAAGACCUUUGAUAAUGGUCAGGUUCUGCUGAAUAACGCUGUGGACAUUGGUGAGGCCCUGUAUCCGGUGGUUUCCCCUGAGAAUCGCGAACGUAUCCGUUCUGAUCUUCGUCAAAUGCGUGAGAAGUUCGACUAUCUGCGAGAUGAAGCAAAUGCAUUCAUGCAGCAAGUUGAGGGUGUUUUGAUUCAGAAGACUUCCAUCGAAGAAAGCUACACUCAAGUUUCGCAUUACCUUAACGAAUCGAAGGCUAAGGUUCCCGCCGGUGACGAACUGUACCCCACUUUGGCCACCAAAAAGGCUGCUCUUCAAAACUACAAGACCCAGCUGCAGGAGAUUACCCUUCACAAGAAUGCUCUUAAGCAACUGCACGACAAGGCUGUGACCCUUUGCGACGAUGAGUCGGAGAGAAAGACCGACGAGUCCAUCCAAGAGUAUAACACACUCUCCAAGAAGAUUUCCGAUAGGAUUGCAACCGUGGGUAAUCAUGUGGUUAAGCAUGAGGCCUACGAUCAGGUUCUGGAAAAAGCACAAGAUUGGCUUAAUACCAUUAAAUCCGAAGCCAUUGACAUCCUUAACGAGACCACAUUUGAGAAGGAAGGUGCCGAGGAGAAACUUCUUGUUGUGGAAAAUCUUCUGCAACAUAAGCCUGAGGGUGAUUCCAUCUUCGAUACCUGUCACAAGUUAUUGGAAACGGUGCUCACACAAACCCAUGCCAGUGGUCAUCCAGCCCUGCUCAAGGGUUUCGAGGAACCGAAGCAGUCUUGGGAGGACUUCAUGACUCUGUGUCAGGACUCGUUGGUAAAACUGAAGCAGCUCUGCUCUAAAUGGGAUGAGUUUGACACGAUUAUUGAAGAACUGGACAACUGGAUGAAGAAUGUGGAGGCAGUGGUUAAGAACCAGAACCUUAAGAGUACCGCGGAAGCCAAGAAUGCCCAUUUAAAGCAGCUUCAGGAGAUCGCAAAGGAUAUUGAACGUCGUGGUUCGGCCAUCAAUGAGCUAAUGGAUCAAGGUCGUGAGAUCGAGGGUGAAACCGAUUUGAACCUUAAGUUGUCCCGUCUGAAUACUCGCUAUCAGACCCUGAAAAAUCUAUGCAAGGAAUCGAUAGCCAAGUAUGUGAACUAUGUGAAGGAUCACGAAAGCUUCGAUAACGACUUCGAUGCAUUCAAGCAAAGUCUUCAGUCUUCGGUCGACGAGUUAGCUAAGGCCAAUGAGAUCGUGGGUGAUCAGAGCGUGCUGCAGGAUCAGCAGAAUAAGCUCCGUGAGAUGUCCGACAAGCGCAUUUCGGACUCCACUCUCUUCGAAGGUCUCAUCGACCGUGGAGAAAAGCUCUAUGGUCACACCAGUCCGGAAGGCCGUGAAAUCAUCCGUCAGCAGUUGCGUGCUCUGCGCACCCUGUGGGACAACUACACCGACGACUUGAACUCGGCAACGCAAAAGAUCGAUCAGUGUCUGCUGCAGUUCAACGAGUUUAGCAUUGCCCAGGAUCAGCUUACUAAGUGGCUGAAGGAUGUGGACAAGGCCAUGCAGAGUCACACCGAACCGAAGACGACGCUGCAGGAAAAGCGUGCUCAAUUGCAGAAUCACAAGUUGCUCCAUCAGGAAAUCACUACGCACAACGUUCUUGUCGACAAUGUCUGCGACAAGGCUCAGAUCCUGGUGGAUCAGAUCAAGGAUAACUCCUUGAAUGUGUACCUGUCCUCGAUCAAGCAGCUCUUCCAGAGCAUUGUCCAAAAGUCCGAUGAGAUCUUGCACAAUCUUGAGGAUUGUGUCCAGAAGCAUAAUGAAUUGAACAACGCCUUAUCCUCGGCCAAGACUUGGAUCUCCAAUGAGAAGGCCAAGUUGCUAGAGUGCGAUGAUGCUUAUGGCGAAAAGGCGGACAUUAAGCGCAAGAUCGAAACCUUGGGACAGUUGGCUCAGAACAAACCACAGGCCAUGAAGUUGAUCAGCGAUAUACGUGAUCUGUUCGAGAAGGUAAAGGCCACGACCUCCGAAAAGGGGAACGAAGUGCUGGACAAGGAGAUCGAGGAGCUGGAGACCACCAUGAAGAGUCACUUUGAUGACAUCGAGGGCAUUGAAGGCAAGCAGAAGGAUGUUCUUGCCCAGUGGGACAAUUUUGAAAAGACAUUGGAGGAACUGACCAAGUGGUGCCGCAAUGCAGAGGCUGUUUUCCGUGAGCAGCAGCUGAAGUCUACGCUCCACGAAAAAGUGGAACAGCUGGAGAAGUACAAGAUCCAAAGGGAAUUGAUUCUCCAAAAGGAGAAGGAGAUCGAUGCCUUUGGAGAUGCUGCCCAUGCCCUGCUCAACAACUGCGGAGCCGAUCGUCUGAAGACCCUAACCACUCAGAUCACCAAUCGCUAUCAGCUGCUACAAGUUCUCAGCAAGGAAGUGGUCAACCGCUGGUCCAACCUUGUCGAUGAUCACCAGUACUACCAAGACAAGUACAACGAGGUCGAUUUGUGGCUGCAACCCAUUGAAGCACAAAUGGAAAAGGUCCUUUUGGAUGAACCCACCCAGAGUUCGAACAUUCUUCAAAUCCUGCUUUCUGAAAAGGAGCAAGCUGAGAGCUUAUUCGCUGCUUUGAAUGCAGCUGGAGAAAAGGCUCUGCCGGAGACUUCAACGCAGGGCAGGGAGAAGAUUCGGAAGGACCUGCGUGAUAUACGCGAUCGUUGGGACAAGCUGGACGAGGGCAUUCGCAACCUGGAGAAACGUCAGGAGGCCCAGGGUGUUCAGCUCUCCAGCUACCAGGAUAUUCUCAAUCAAACAGUCAACUGGUUGGAUCAAGUGGAGAAACUUAUUCACAACGAAAACCCAGCUAGCUGGACCAGUGCCCAGGAAAUCCGCUCCAAAUUGUACAAGUACAAGGCCACCAACCAGGACAUUAACUCCCACAAGCGUAUUGUAGAGGCAGUUAAUGAAAAGGCAGCAGCCCUUCUGGGAAGCGCAGCCCCUGCCAAUGCUGAUGAGAUCUCCAAGGCGGUUGCCGAUGUGAACAAGCGUUAUGAGCAAGUGGGUCAAGAUUGUGCCAAAUUGGUUGCCGAUCUUGACGGAGCUUUCGAUGUGUAUCAGCAGUUCAGUGAGCUGCAGAAGGCCCAACAAGACUACCAGAAGAAUCUUUGGGAUCGUCUUACCGGUUACUCCGACUACUCAGGUAACAAAGCCGCUCUCCAAGCACGCCUUCAAAAGAUCAACGAGAUUCAGGAUGCCUUGCCGGAAGGAGUAGCCAAACUUAAAUCACUCGAGGAUCACAUUGAGCAACAGGCUAGUAAUAUUCCUGCCCGCUCCAAGGAGGCAAUGGCCCGCGAUCUGGCCAACUUACAUGCUGACUUUGAGAAAUUCGGUGCUUCUUUGAGCGACGUGAAGAGUGGACUGGAGAAUCGCCUUCAACAAUGGAAUGAUUACGAGGUCAACUUGGAUCGCCUGAUCAACUGGUUGGGUGAGGCGGAGAAUGCUCUGAAGAACUACAAUCUGAAAUCUUCAUUCGAGGAGAAGGAAGAGCAAUUGAAUCGCUUCCAGUCCUUGGCGCAGAAUUUGCGUCAAAACGAAGCCGACUUCGACAAGAUGAAGGACGAUACCUCGGAGCUGGUGCAAAGUUCUGGUGAAACCAGGAUUGCUGUAAAUGUGCAACAAGUGUCCUCCCGAUUCCAAUCGAUACAGGCUACAGCCAAGGAAAUUCUCAAGAAGUGCGAGCAGGCUGUCCAGGACCAUGGUCACUUCAAUGAUAAGUACAAGCAGUGUGCCGAUUGGUUGGCUAAUGCCCAGGCUCGUUACGAUGAUUGCUGUGAUUUGUCCACAGUAGCAUCUCGAGACGAUCUUCUGAAAAAACAACUGGUUAUCCAGGAGCUUUUGGCUCAGCAACCCACUGCUACUCAGCUGCUGAAUAGCACCGUUGAGCUGGGCGAAAAAUGCUAUGGAUCCACCGCAACCGAAGGACGCGAAGCUAUUCGCAGUCAACUGGAUGAUCUGACAUUCGAUCAGUUGUUUGAUAACAUUGCCAUCACAGCGAGAAAGAUUCAGGAUAAAAUCGCCAAAUGGUCUGGCUUUGAUGAGAUCGCUGACAGCCUAAAGAGCUGGUUGGAGGAAACGGAGAAUGCUCUUCCUGCUGAUAUUGAGUUGAAAACAACGCUGGAUGAGAAACGCACCAAACUACAGACCUAUCGUGACAUCCUAAACGACAUUAACAACCAUCAGGUGGAGUUGGGCAAUCUUCAGGAGAUUGCCGCCAACCUGCCAGAGAAAACGGACCUUGUGGACCAAAUACUCAAGGACAUUUCUGACAGAUUUGGAAAGCUGCAAAAGCGAGCACAGAACUACGUGGAACGCUAUGAGGGUAUUGUGAGUGCCCAUCAGCAGUACUCCAAGGCUGUGAUGGAUGCUCAAGAGUUCAUCGAUGCCACCCUGAAUACGGUUCACUAUUGGGGCGAUCUGGAUCUGGAACAGAUAUCUUUGCACACGAACCUUGAUCGCCUGAAGAAUCUGAAGGCCAGCUUGGCCGAUGAGUUCCCUCGAGUUGAUCAAGUAAGGGCUUUGGGCGAGAAGGUCAUUCCGGGUACAGUGGAUGUGGGUCAGGUGAACAUCAAGUCCCAGAUCGACACCACCCAGCAAGAAUGGGAGAGUCUACUGACCGCUAUCAGCUCGACUAUUGAGGCCAUUGAAGCGCGUCUACAGCACUGGUCGGAGUACGAACAAUUGCGCGACCAAUGUUUGGCUUGGAUUCGUGAUACGGAUAACAACCUUCACGCAAUCGAUCUUAAGGAGGAUCUGCCGAAGAAACGUGCUCAGUUGGAUGCACUGAAGGCACUCCAAGGAGACGUACGCGCCAAGGAAUUGGAGGUUGAUAAUGUCACGGAGAAGGCUCAAACUCUGCUGAAGGGACCAACCAGCACUCGAGCUUCGGGUCCCGAGCUGGUUACCAAGUACCAACAGAUCUUCCACAAGGUCAAGGAGCUUAACAACCGUUGGCAGCAGUAUGUUGCUUCUCAUGAAGAUUUCGACAACGCUAUCUCCGAUUGCGCCUCUUGGAUCAAUGACAUCAAAGAGAAGUUGGACUACUGCUCCGACAUGUCCUCUAUGAGUCCAAAAGAACUGGAUAAGAAACUUGCCACUAUUCAAGAUGUUAUCUUGCUAAAGGACGAAGGUUCUGCUCGUGUCUUGAAGAUCCUCGAGCAGGCUCAGCAUGUGCUGGCUAACACAGCCCCCGGAGGUCAUGAAGCUAUUAACAAGGAACUCACUGAUCUCCAGGAUCUCUGGUCAGGAAUUGCUCUGCGCAUCAUGGAUGUCAAAUCUAAUCUGGAUGACUCCAUUACUCAAUGGUCCGGUUUCCUGGACCAAGUGCAAAAUGUUCGCAAGUUUAAUGAGUGGCUAGAUGGGCUGGUCAAAGAAUUAAGUGAGCAUCAGACAACCAUGACAGAGAAGCGAGCGCAGUUGGAUCGGGUUAAAUCUACGGAGGAGAAGGUUCGCGUCGAGAAGAUCGAUGUGGAUGCCCUUAAGAUCCAGGCCAAGGAGAUGAUUGCCAGCGGUCAACAAAGUCAGGCAGCCUUCCAGGCCCAAAAGGUGCUUGACACCUUCGAUGAACUUUUUGCUAAGACGCAGAAACUGCUGUCAGAUCGUCAGGAUCAGUAUAGGGAUCAUCGUUUGUUCAAGGAGGCCUACGAUGAUUUGGUUAGCUGGAUUGGACGCGCCCGCGAGAAGUUCCCUUCGUUGAAGCAGAGCAGCUUAAGUGAUAAACUGGCCAUCGAAAAUGCUGUCCAAGCUACGGAAGCUCUUCUUAACAAACAAGCUCAGGGUGAACUUCUGGUCGAACACUUAGUCCACACCGGAGAGGUGGUGCUGGCCAGUACCUCUUCUCAAGGUCAGGAGAUCAUUAGGAAUGACAUCCGUGCCCUGCGCGACAGCUUUGAGGGCUUGUUCCGUGAAAUCAACCAACAGAAAGAGAACCUGGAGGUCACCAUGGUGCAGUGGCGGGCAUAUAAGGAGGAGUACGAACGGCUGAUGGAAUGGUUACAGCAGAUCGAUAUCCUUGUGAAGAAUCACAAGCUCAACCUGUGUCCCAACCUUCCUGAUAAGGAGAAACAGGUAGCUGAUAUGAAGGAAGUGAUGUCACGUCUUGAGAAAGGCAAGGAUGACAUUGAUAAGUUCAAUGCUUCGGCUGCCAGUUUGCUCAAGUCCCACCUGGAUACCUAUGUGAACAAUCAGCUGAGACACUUGGGUUCCGUCUAUCAAGUGCAGGUAAACCUGGCAAAGGAUGUCCUCAAAAAAGUGGAGACCAACCGCGACCAGCAUCGCGAAUACGAUGCUAAUAUGAAGUCUGCCAAGGAUUGGAUAGCCAAUGCGAAAUCCGUAAUUCAGUCGGCCGGCGAGGGAGCUGGCUCUAAGGAGGCUCUGCAACGUCGCCUGGAGCAUAUCCAGGAUUUGAUUCGCAACCGUGAGCUUGGCCAGAACUUGGUACACACCGCAAUCAAUAAUGGCGAAAAGAUAAUCAGAAACACUCGCUCUGAUGGUCGUGAUGCCAUUAAUAGCGAGAUGAAGGAACUCCAAACCGAAUGGGAUCGCCUGGUUAAGAAAAUGUCCACAGCCAAGGUGCAGCUGGAGACGAAUCUGCUGCAAUGGGCUGACUACAGUUCCAGCUACUCGCAGCUGCAGCAAUGGAUUACCGAUAGGGAGGCUAAGUUGCAGCAGGCCUUGGAACAGAAGAUCGUUAAAUCCAAGAGGGGUCAACCUGGUCUCAGCAGUGGUUUGAGCGAACGUAAGGCCAAUCUCCGCCAGACGAACAACAUUGUCCAGGACAUAGUAUCCUUCGAACCCAUGAUUCAGUCGGUUACUUCCAAGGCUUCAGUUCUGCAGCAAGGGGCUCCGGGCACUGAGAUCUCCGAUAAGUACGAGAAUCUCACCAAGCAAGCCAAGGAUCUGUAUGAAAAGCAGAAGAACACCAUCGAAAGCUAUCAGUCUUUGAUUGAUGCGGGCAAUGAGUUUGCUACUUGGUUGAGAAAUGCCAAGGAACGAUUGAGCAAGUGCUCUGAACCCACUGGAGAUAAACAGGCUCUGGCCGAGAAGACCCACCAACUGAAGAUCCUGCAGGGUGAGCUGCCCGAAGGUGCCCAGAAACUGAAGAACGCUCUGGAGCAAGGUGAAAUCGCUUGUCGCAGUGCAGAGCCCGAGGAUUGUGAAAUCAUUGAGCAGGAAGUGGCCCUUCUACAGGAGGAAUUCGAUGCCUACAGGGAAGCACUUAAUAAGGCCAAGGACUAUCUGGAAGUGGGCAUUGUCAAGUGGUCAGACUACCAGGAUCAGUACACCGAAGCUCUGGAGUGGUUAAGCAAGACCGAAGCUCUGGUGCAAUCCUACAACAAGUUGCAGGAUAGCUUGAUCCAGAAGAAGGUGGUCCUUGAGCAAUUCCAGGGACAUCUGCAGACCCUAUUCGACUGGCAGAAGACUCUGGACGAUCUUAACAUGAAGGCUCAGGUUCUGCUGGAGACUUGCUCCGAUACAAGGAUCAGUAAUGCCAUCAUGCAGUUAACCACCAAAUACAAUGCUCUACUGACCCUGGCCAAGGAAGUGAUGCGUCGGCUGGAGAUGCACUACCAAGAGCACCAGCAACAUCACAGUCUGUACGAGGAGUGUCAAUCUUGGAUUGAGAAGACCCGCGAGAAACUUUCCGAGUGCGAACAAAUACCCGGAACUCUUAACGAAGUGCAAAUUAAAUUGAACACCGUGAAGAACCUUCGUCAAGGCUUUGAAACCGGUCAGAACAAGCUGCGUUACCUUUUGGAACUGAAGGAAAAGGUGAUUAUGAACACUGAACAAAAUGGAGCAGCCAAAAUCCAGGAGGACACCGAAUCCCUUAAACAGGACUUUGACAAACUUUUGGUGGAUCUCAACGAUGUUCGCCAGAAGUUGGCCAAUCGCCUGGCUCAGCUGGAGGAGAUCUUCAAGCUCUACAAGAUCCUGGUCGAAUGGCUGGAGGAUGUGGAGCCGAGUGUCAAGGCCAGUGAUGAGUUCCUGAAUGAUCUGAGUGAGAAGCGCGCCGCGCUCGAGAAGUUCCGCGUUAUUCAGCGUGACAUCAAUGGCCACAAUGAUAUUGUGGAGAAGAUCAAUCAGCGUCUGAAGGAGGACAACAGCUUGGAUCUGAACGACUUCCAACCUGGUCUGGGCAAAUUCGAUGAGCUGCAGACGCAGGUCAAUAAGAUCAUUGAGUCGCUGGAGAACCAGGUGAACAGCCAUGAGAAAUACAAGCAGGCAUACAAUGAGCUGCAGGAUUGGCUGCGUCGCACUCGCAUCGAAGUGGAGCAGUGUGCCGACUGUCAUGGCGAGAAGGAUCAAGUGGAGGCCCGCCUUAAUCGAUUGGGAGAUUUACAGUCCGCCUCGUUGGAGGGCAAGUCCCUGCUGGAAGCCUGCGAAGAGCUAAGUCAGGCGGUAAUUGCCACCAGCGGAAGUGAAGGCCAGGACAAUGUGGCCCAGGAGAUCAAACAUCUCACCUCCGAAUGGGAAACCCUUCAGGCUCUAUCCCGCGAUGCUCGCAGCAGCUUGGAGUCUUGCCUGGCCGCCUGGCAGACCUUCCUGCAGAAGUUCAACAAGAUCAACCUUUGGAUCGAAACGAUGAGCAAGCGCGUUACCAAAUCCCAGGAAGGCGAAAACAAGACCCCCGAAGAUUUGGUUAAUGCCAAGAAACUCCUUGAGGAAGUGCUGGCCGAAAAGGAUAAUGUGGAGGAUCUGAACGAUAACUGCGAGUUGCUUAUGGAACAGAGUGCAUGCACUCGCAUUCGUGAUCAGACCAUCGAAACUCAGGCCAACUAUACCAAGCUGUUGACUUCCGCUCAGGGAUUGGUCGCCAAGAUCGAGAAGAACCUGUCCGAUCACACUGAGUUCCUCAACUACAAGAAGGAAAUGGACGCCUGGAUAGAGAAGGCCCAACAGGUUCUUGACGAUUGCUCCACCGAUGGUGAUGCUGCUAUCAUUGCCCAGAAAUUGGAUACCGUCAAUUCUUUGGCUUCUCGUUUGCCCGAGGGUCAGCAUCUAUUGGCCUUGGUGCAGGAUGCCUACUCGAAAGCGUCUAACAUCACACCCGAGGAUAAGCAGGAGAAGUUACGGGAUCUGAUGGCCAAGGUCCGUGAGGAUUGGGAUGCCCUGGGUCUGGCGGUCAAGCAAAAGUUGACCGAUCUGAAGCAGGCUCAAAAUCGUUGGAACGACUUUGCUGCCAACAAGGACAAGCUGGAGAAGUGGCUGAAUGAAACCGAGAAGACUCUAAAGGUGGCACCGGAAACCAAGGGAGAACUGAGCGAAAUGAAGACCCUGCUGGAGCGCUACAAGACCCUUUCGAAUGAACUGAAACAGAAGGGCAAUGACCUGGAUCAGUUGCAGUCGGAGGCUCGUGAUUUAGGCACCGAGGUGGAUGCAGUGAAUCGCUUGCAAUCCCGUUGCGAUAAGCUCAAGACAGAGUGCGCAGCUCACAUUGCCUCGCUGGAACAGGAGAUGUUCGACUAUAAUGCCUAUCACCAGAGUUUGCAGGAUGUGGAGAAGUGGCUGUUGCAGAUCUCCUUCCAGCUGAUGGCCCACAAUUCGCUGUUCAUCUCGAAUCGCGAACAAACGCAGGAGCAGAUCAAACAGCACGAGGCCUUGUUGGGUGAAAUUCAAAAGUAUCAGACCAACUUGGAUGACUUGAAUGCCAAGGGUCAGGCGCAGAUUAAGCGCUACGAGAACUCAACUCCGGCCAUUCGCCCCACAGUCGAGUCUCAGCUGAAGAACAUCCAGGACAGCUACAACUCUCUGUUGCAAACCUCUGUGCAAAUCAAGAACCGCCUGUUGGAAUCGCUGGCCAAGUUUCAAGAAUACGAGGACACUUUGGAUAGCAUUAUGCGUAACCUGGAGACAUACGAACCCAUUAUCCAGACCGAACUUGAUGCCCCGGCAACAAGUCUGGAAUUGGCUCAAAACCAAUUGAGAUGUGCUCAGGAAAUGCAGAAUAAGUUGAACAACGAGAAGUCCCGACUGGCAGCAGCCGUUCAGGCUUGUGAAGCAGCCACUGCCUCCAUAAGUCGUCCCAGUUCUCCGCUGGAAACCGCCAUGCAGGCCAUUCCCGAAAGGGAGCUCAUUGUGCGCGCCAAGCUGGAGGAUCUGCUGGAUCAGGUGCAAUCCCACUUGGGUGGUUUGACUGCAUCCGUUAGCGAACUGGAGCAACAGCAGAAGCAGCGCGCCGAGCUGCAAGAUUGGGUUAAGAAGCAGCAGAGCUCUGUCUCGGAUUGGAUGAUGCGUCCUUGCAAACUGCGCCCAGAGGCAGCUCAGCAGGAGCUGGUGUCCAUGAACGAUUUGUUGAACUCCAUUGGAGACAAACGAUCGCAAUUGAUGCUGGAAAUGACAGGAUCAUUGGGCGAUGAAGACACCGAUCUGGAUGACAACAUUGACAAACUGGAGUCGGAACUCAUGGAUGCCAUUGCCAAGAAACAGGCUGGCCAGAAUGUAAUCGAUGGCUAUCGCCAGGGAAUGGCUGAUGUCCAGAACUGGUUCGAUACCCUGAUCAAACGCAUGGACGUUCUGGAUCGAGGUUCUGGUUUGAAUUGUGCCCAGAAGACGGCGGCCAUUAAUGAGAUCAAGAACGAAUACGAGCUGCAGGGUCAUCCCAAGAUUCAAGAGCUCAAGGGCAAGGCUUCGCAGGUGGCGGAGGUCAUCAGCAAUCUGGAUGGUCAGCAGGUAGAAGAACAAAUGAAGUCCCUGGAUCGUCGUUUUGCCGAUCUUGGCAAGCGCAUCGAUCGCAAGGCCCAACUCCUGGAUGUUACCAACAAGGGAGUGGAGGGAGCCAAGGGCGAGAUUGAUCAGCUCCAGAAUUGGGUGAAGCAGCAGAUCGAAGAGCUGCAGGCCCCCACUCCAUUGGGCUAUACGCCCAAGGAUGCCGAAGCGCGCCAGCAGAAGAUCAAGAGCCUGAUGAAGGAUGCCGAGGCCAAGCAAUCCCUGGCCGAUGUCCUGGAGAAGCGCGUGGCCAACAUGCAACAGGAGUUGGAACCCGUUGAGUAUUCCCAGCUGGAGUCCGCAUUGCGUAAUCUCAACUCUGAGAACCGCAAUCUAUCGGGAGUCCUCAAGGCGGAAUUGGAUCGUGCUCUGGAGGCCAGCAAGGCUCGUAAAUCCCUGGAGAACGAUCUGGACAAGGCCCGCCAAUGGUUGAAGACUAAAAUCUCUGAGGUGCGUAAGCUGCCUGUUUAUCAUCCACUCACCUCCACUGAGAUCGAGAAGAAGAUCCAGGAGAAUCGGAAAUACGAUGACGAUGCCAAACAGUUCAACGACAGUGUUUUGACCGAUGUUCAGCGUCAAGCUGCCAACAUAAUGAAGGAUUGCGAUGAUGCCGAUAAGGCUGCACUGCAGCAGAUUUUGGAUGAAAUCGCCGCCGAUUAUCAAACCCUAAAGGAUGAGAGUAACAAGCGAGGAAAGUCCCUUGAUGAUCUCCUGCAGGGUCGCAAGGCCUUCGAGGAUUCGAUGAAGAACAUGGGCGAUUGGUUGAACGAAAUGGAAACCGCCACCGAAGGUGAGCUGCGUACCACUAGUCUUCCUGUUUUGGAAGAGCAGUUGGCCCACUAUAAGAAACUCCUAAAUGAUGCGGAGAACAAGGGCGGUCUCAUCAACGACGUAUCCGAACAAGGAAAGAGCAUCCUACCCACUUUGAGCAAUGCCGAUAAACUGAAACUCAACGAUGAUAUCAAGAACAUGAAGGAUCGUUAUGGCAGGAUCAAGAAUACCAUCGAUGAUCGCGUGACUGCCCUGGGUGAUCACAUCAAGAAGUACAAGGAUGCCAAGAGCAGGUUGGCCGAUUGCAGUCAGUUCUUGGGCACCAUUCAGCAGAAACUCAGGGAACUUAAUCGCCCCAUUGGCUCGAGGAUUGAAGAUGUCCAGGAUUUGUUGGGCGCCUAUGAGGGAAUCCUCAAGGAACUCAAGGAUAGCAAGAGCAAGAUGGGCGAUAUGCAAAUGGACGAUUUGCCAGAGCUGCAGAGCAUUCUGGCCCAGCAGGAUGAUAUGAUCAAACUGAUUGAAGAUCAGUUGGCCCAUCUGCGCCAGCUCCUCCUGCUCCGCGAACAGUUCAUCGCUUUGAUCAAUGAGAUCAUUGCCUUUAUAAUGAAGUACACUGAUGUUAUUAUUGAUAUUGAAAACUCACCUGAUAGUCUGGAGGAUAAGAUCAAUAAGUACGAUGAUGUCAUUGUGAAGAUUCAAGAGUGCGAGGGUGUCCUGGCCUCGGCCAAUGACAAGGGCCAGAAGAUCGCCUCCGAGGGCAAUGCUGCCGAUAAGAACAGCAUUACCGAGCAACUGCAAUCCCUGAAGAAUCAGUUGCAGAAUCUCCGCAAGGCGGUGGAAUCGCAGCGCCAGAAGCAUCAGCUGCAGCUGGAAUCCCACAAGAAGAUGGCCGCCGAGCUGAGCGAAAUCCUUGAUUGGCUGCACAGCCAUGAAGGAGCUGCCAAGUCUCGUCCUCUGCUGGAUCGGGAUCCCGAAUCCGUGGAACGGGAGCUGCAAAAGCACCAGGGACUCAGCCAGGACAUUGAAUCGUAUCUGAAUAAAUUCAACAAAAUCAAUGAUGGUGUCAAGACCGAAAUUGGCAUGCCAAGCUCCCUGUUGGAAAUGCUUUCCGAGGGUAGAUCCCUGGUUGCCUCCCUGCCCCAUGAACUCGAGGAGCGUGAGAAGUAUCUGAAGAACAACCGCGACUCACGUUUAGAGUACAUGCAGCUGGUGGCCAAGUUCAAUGAUUGGGUCCACGAGGCCGAGUUGCGUCUGCAGAACAGCCAGCAUGGCAUCGACUACGAGCACCUGGUCCAGGAUCUCGAUGAACACAAGAUCUUCUUUGGCAACGAGGCUCCCAUCCGCAAUCUGGUGCACAAGCAGAUCCAAGAAGCCGCCGACAAGAUCUGGUCUUCGCUGAACAACUACGAACAGUCGGAACUUUCGGCGGAGUUGGCUCAGUUCCAGACCAAGUUAACCAAUACUUUGGCCAAUGCCAAGACCCAGCAAAGCGAAUUGGAGAAGGAGGCGGAGCGCUGGCGGGAAUACCAGCAGUCCAUCGAUCGCGUAAAGGCCACCAUCGAACGUACCAAGUUCAGCGAUGAGCCUGUCCAGAAUUUGGCCGGUCUGCACUUCAACAUCCAGAAGCUGUCCCACGCCAUUGGAAAUGUUCAGAGCCAGAAUAGCGAUCUAACGCUAGUCAACCAGCAGGCCCAAUCGCUCAUCCGGCAGGCCGACGCCCGAAACCGCCAGCUGAUCGAGCAGGAUAACGCCGGACUGAACAGAUCCUGGCAGGAUCUGGUCCGCGGCCUGGAGCAGCGACGCGACAACCUGCAACAGUUGGCCGAGCAUUGGGACGGCUUCGAGAACAGCCUGCACGCCUGGGAAAAGGCACUUGGUCGACUGGAGGACAAGUUCCGCAAUGUCGAUCCGACUGUAAGAUCCCGACGUCACUUGGAAGAUACGAAGAAUGCCAUUCAGGAACUGCGUGAAGAAUCAAAUCAACUUAAAUCAUCACAUAAAGAAAUCGAGGCGCUCUCUAAAUCCAUCCUCACAUUCCUUGGGGAAGUACACAAACCCUCGGCGGAGGCCAUACAGGCCAAAGUGGAUAAGUUAGUCGAACAGCAGGCCAAAUUGAACGACACUCUGCGCGAUAAGGAGCAACAGGUUAGCAAGGAUCUCGAGGAGAUCGAGCAAGUCUUCCGUCGCAUUUCGCAGCUACAGGAUAAGCUAAACGCUCUACACGAUCAACUACAAUCGGUUCACGUCUACGACGAGCACAUCUCGCAAACAGAACAGCUACUGAUCACAUUGAACAGCCAGGUGCAACAGGCCUCCGAGGAGAGCAAGUCACUGGUGGCCCAGACGACGGCCCACUACCAGGCCAAGCAGAAUCAGCUGCCCAACGACAUUGCCCAGGAGUUCACAGCCCUAGAGCUGCUGGCCGAGCGUGUCCAGGUGACAAUGGAGACCAAAGAGAAGGAUUUCAAGCGGGCCAAGACCGUGCGCACCGAGUAUGUGGCCGGUGUGGAUGAGAUCCAGCGCUGGCUGCUCCAGGCCGAGGUGCAGGUGCAGGAGCGCAGCCUCACGCCCACACAGAUGAAGGAGCUGCUGCAGCGCAUCAACCAAGAGAUCACCGCCAUCUACGAACGCUUCACCCUGGUCAAGACCAACGGUCAGCUGAUCAUCGAGAAUUGUCGCAACAGCGAGGAGAAGACGCUGGUGCAGACGACCAUCGAUCAGUUGGCCGCAUCGCUGGCCCAGGUACGCGGCUGGCUGGACGAGAAGAAGCAGGCGGUGGGCGAUAGCCUGGAUGCAUGGACGAGGUUCAUGAACCUCUACCAGAUCGUGAUGUCGUGGGCUGCGGAGAAGCGCACCUUCAUCGAUCAGACCAUCGAACUGCGCACCCUGCCCGAAGCGAGGAACAAACUGAACGACUAUGUGACGGCUGUGAAGAGUAUUAAACCGAUUGUGAAGCAUCUGAGCGAAAUGGACAAGGAACUGGAGCACAUUGGCCAGGUUACGACUGUGGGCGAUCUCAAGGACAAACUGCAGGAGGCCGAGGAUGCGAAGAUAUCCGUGGAAGCGGUGCUGCUAGAGAGGAACUCCCUGCUGCAAGAGGCCUGCGAGGAAUGGGACCAAUGUGAACGCAAGAUUAAGGAUAUACGCACCUGGCACGAGAAGACGAAGCAGAGUCUGGACUCCUCGCAGCAGCAAAAGAAACCGCUGCGCGAUCAGCUCGGCUUCUGUGAGAAGACCCUGGCCGACAUUAAUGUGCAGAAAACGAAACUUAGACUGUCCAUCGAGAAACUGGAGGUUCAUUUCCGCAACGGCAUGGGCGGUGAUCCCCGGCUGAGCGAGAAUGUCGAUGAUCUGGUGCGCGUGCUCGACGGCCUGGGUGAAUUGGUCAAGGCCAAGUCACAGAGCCUCGAGCAGACGCUGGCCCAGAUCGAUGUUUACCAGCAGCAGAUGCAGACCCUGCGCCAGCGCAUCAUCCAGGAGGAGCAGCAGCUCCGCCUGGUGAUGGCGCCCACGUACUUGCCGCACGAUCGCGAGCGCGCAUUAGCCGAGCAACAGGCAAUGCGAGAAUCUAUCGAUGGCAUGCAGCAAGUCUACGAUGCGACCGCUCGAAAGUCCUAUGUGCUGGAUCCCCAUUCAGUAGUGACCACUUCAUCGACUGUCUCGUUGCUUAUGAAGCCAACGGCGGCAGUGGGUCUGACCUAUGCUGAAGUGUUGUCAGGACAUGCGAGUCCGGUAAGCGGCGGUAAUGAACCGGUAACAAAUCCCCGACCAGAAAGAGACCCAUCUACAACGACAACGACCCGGCAGCAACAAACGAACGAUACUCAGAACCAGACAACUAUCACAACUGUUACGACAACCACAACCAAGACUUCAAGACGUACGAACGGGGAUGAGGCCCAAAGCCAGGAGCGAUUUGAGUUCAAUGGCGGCGGUAGCACUAUUUCCACGGCGAUCUAUGAACGCCAACAACAGGUUACACCACCCAGCAGCGACAAUACCCCAACCUCAGUUCCUAGCACAACGACAACGACAACCAACAACCCCAACACUCAGUUCAUCGAAAGCGAGCAGAAGCACCAACCUCAGGCGAAACCCGGUAAGAAACUUCAACCUCCGCGGCCAGAACGAAGAGGUCGUUCGCCUAGACGACGACCUCAAACUCAACAGGAACCCCAAGCGCCACCACAACCCGCAAUCGAGAUUCAAUUGGAGCAGCAACCACAACAACAGGAACAACUCUUCUUGCCUAUUGACGACCGGACUAGAUCUCGUAGCCCCAUGUGGGUACCCGGAUCGACUUCCUAUGCCGAGGUCCUGCGAGGUCUGGAACUUGAGCGCCUCAAGGCCGAACAGCUCGCCGCCCAGGCAGUUCAAGGCCGCACGGAUCUUACUAUUCAGGAUGUGGUGGAUGCCAGCGCAGCGGUAGUCUCGGGCAGUAUUUACGUACCCGAACCUGAACCAGAGCCGAUCAAGAAUGCGCAACAGCAACCACAGCUGGAACAAUACAUCAGUGAAACGACCACAGAGCUUGAUUAUUCUUCCCCGCAGCAACAGCAGUUGCAGCAACAGCAACCAUUACUGCAACAACAGUCGAAAUCCCUCAGCAAUUACGAAGUGCCUAUGACAGCAGAAGAGAUUGCAGCCACCUACUUGCAGCCCGAUCCGCAGUUGUACCAGACAAUGUACGAGAACGUAGCCGAUAGUGGUCAAUGGGGUUAUGUGACAGGAUCUACCACAGAGCCGCAGCAGCAGCAGCAGACGCAACAGAACUAUUACGAGCAGAUUAUGCAGAUGCAGUAUCCCAUACAGUAUCAGCAGGUUGCUGUGCCGCCAGCGACAACGCAAUAUCAGCUUUUGACAGGCUACUAUCAGCCGGUGCCUCAAACCGAACCCUACUCCACGGUUUACCCCGCUGAUCCAAAUCAGGUUUACUAUACCCAGCAAACGACUGAGUAUACGCAGGAAUACCCACAACAACAACAGCAGCAACCCGAACCUUUGCAGGAAUACCAGCAGGAAACGGUAGAGCAGACCUAUCUUAUUGACCCCUACUCAACUACGGGCAACAGCGUGCUGGAUCGCGUUGUUACCACGUUGGCAUCUAUGGUUCAACAGAGUGCCACAGAGCCUCUGACCACCAGCACCCAGCAAAUCCAACCGGAGGUAGUCCAGAGCGAGCCGUACUACAUUGAAGAGCAUGUUCACAUGCUGCGACCUGUAGAACCACAGGAGUUUGAGCUGGACGAACCGCGACCGGAUAUUACUUUUGGUCAGUUUGAUGUUGAUGCUAUCGAAACCAUACCGUUGGAUGAGCCACAAGGUCCGCAGUCCCUGGUCGAGCCUCAGCUCCAAGGGCAAUCUCAACCUGAUAUUACGACAACCAGCUACGUAACAGAGACCACAAUUGUCUCCGAACAGAUACAGCCAACUGUGAUAUUGCAGCAGACUCAGGAAGUCGUCGCAGAAGCACCAAAACUUCCGGAAGUUCCAACAACGGUCACGGUCCUUCCGCAGCCUCAGAGGCGAAGCCAUAAACAGGUCCGGCCCCAGGACAUCAGCACAGGCAGCACUUACGCCGAAGUCCUUUUCGGUCUCCAGCACACAGAACAUCCAGUUUUCCAGCCAUCCAGUCAGCAACCGACCCCAGUGCGCCUUACGUCCUCGCCGCCCUUGCAGCGCAAGCCAGAUCAGGCUACAAUCAGUACUACUACCUUUACUAAUAGAACCAAUCAGCAAACUAGACAUGUCGAUAAAUCUCCAACAUGGGAACGCAAGAUUGAGAAUGUUGAGUCGCGCACAUCCCGUACAAAGAGAGUAAGACACGAACCUCAACCAGAACCAUUGCCGAUUAGGCAGAGUACUAGAAAAGAUGGUAAGUCGGGUAAGAAAUCCCAGUCACCCGAUAGAAAUGGUGUAGCUUUGGUAGAGAGCAAACCAGUUGUUGAUGUGCCGAUUCCCAAUCCGGUGGUUAAAGAGGCUUCUAAACCAGAGCCAAAGCCAAGAAAAUCAAAGAAGCAGAUGAAGUCUACCGACAGUGAGGCCAUACCAAUUGCUCAGCCAAAUGAUGACCCAGCUACCGCAAUUUCAGUCCCACCUAAAAAGGAUAAAAAACAGACCCUGCCUGUUUUGGAGAAAAAGGAAACGGUGGUGGAGACAACUGUGAUAAAGAAAGUAAUUGAACCUGCUGUUGAGAUCAAUCAGCGAACGGAAACAGCUCCAGCUCCAUUAAAGAGAGAUAAGAAACAAAAACCUGUCAAGGAAAAGGAAGUACCGGUUGUUGAAGUGGCACCAGUCGCUCCAACCAGAAAGGAAAAGAAGCAAGCUAAAACGGUUGUUCAGGAGGUUGAAAACACCAAGUCCAAUGAACCUAUCGUUGAAACGGUAGUUUUGAAGCCAGCUGUGGUUGAACAUAAAUCUGUUGACGUAAAGCAGGAAAAGAAGCAAACGAAAACUGUUGUUGAGAAGGUAGUUGAAAAGGAGAUAGUCCAACCCGCUGAUGAAAAGCCUCUGACUCCAGCUGCACCUUCAAAGAAGGACAAGAAAAAGUCCAAGCCAGUUGUGGAGCAAGAGGUCAGCAAGAAGCCUGUUGAGGCUGUUGUUGAAAGGGAAGUUGCUCAGCCAGCUGUGAUUGAGACAAAGGAUGUUAUUCCGACUAAGGAGCCUCAAGGUACUACCACCUCGUUCAAAAAGGAAAACAAACAGUCCAAAACGGUUGUGGAAACCUCUGUUACCAUCACAGGAAACGUAGAGCCAGUUGUUCAGCCAGAUGUUACUCCUGCAGUACCCACAAAGAAGGACAAAAAGCGUUCUAAGAAGGAAGCUAAACAGGAUGACGUUCAAAUUAUUUCAGUACCAGUGGAAUCUACUGCUGCGGAUACUAAGACAACGAAAGCGACAGAAACCAUUACCAUUGAGAGUCCUGUAGUAACUGUGCCUAUAAUUUCUGUUCAGGAUUCAGUUGAAAUUGCCGAGCCGUCAAAACCAAAUUCUGAAAAAAUUCCAGAGCAAGAACACGUGAUUCAAUCUGAAAACGUUUCCUCAGAUUUCGUAAUUACUGCUACGGAAGCUGUUAAGAUAUCGUCAAAGGACAGUACAGCUCCUGUUGAGAUGGCCCCGGCAGAUAUUACUGAGACCAUUAUCGAAGGCGAGCCCACGGUAACUACAUCAACUAACACAAUCUCAACGGAAAGUGGAACUACUACCAUCACAACGCGAACAAUAACUAAGCACAUUACCAAGCGCAUAGUAAAGCGUAUUGUAGAUGGUAAGGAGGAGAUUGUAGAGGAAGAUGUAAUUGAUGAUUUGCCUGAAGAGAACAUCUCAGUUGAGCAAUACAACUUACCAACUAUUGAAACUACUAGCGAGGUGCCCAUUGAUGUGACUGGAUUCUCUACAACACAGGACACAAUAGUGCAGCAGGGAUCGAUAACUAAGACUGUUAUUACAAAGACAAAGCGAAUCCUGAAACGCAUUACCGAAGACGGUGAGGAAAUAGUUGAGGAGGUCUUUGAAGAUGAACCUGAGGUGGAACGUGAUGUAACACUACUGCCUACCACAGUGGUGACAUCAUUGGAAGUUAUAAAGGACGCUGCCCAAAAUGUGGUUGAAGAAGUUUUAAAACAAGCUGAGGAAAUAACGCAUCCCGAAUCGCAGAAAGUUAUCCAGGAUAAAACAGUUGAGGUGGAAAGAGUUUCUGUACCAGAAGUAAACACUGAGGAAGUGAAUGUGAUUAAAACUGAGAAGGAGCUAAACAAGCCGCAAAAGCCUUCCAGAAAGGAUAAAAAGAAGCAAGUGAAAUUGGAGAGCGAGCCAGAAACUCCCAUUGAGCAAAAGGUUGCCGAGAUUGUCGACCCACAACUAGAAAUCACAGAGCCCCUGAACAUAACAAGUGCAACAACGGAUAAUGAUCAAAAGCUUUUGUCUGAGCAAACCAUUGUCAGCGAAGAUAGCGGUCUUAUUAAGACGACAGUUACCCGUACAACCAAAAUCGUUAAGAAAAUUAGCAACAGUCAACAGGAAAGCCAGGAGAUGACCUCUUCGACGUAUUCCGAUGCACCAUCAUCUCUGGGAUCUUACGAUUUGGCAGAAGAAGCUAUCGAACCUCCCAAGGUAGAAAAAUCGGAGACGAAUAGCCGUGAAAUAAGCGAUGAGGGCGUAGUCAGAACAACUAAAACUACAACCACCAAAACCAUCAAAUCUCCCAAGGUGGAAGAAGCCCAAGUGGAACAAGCAUUGAAUAUUGAAUCACCAGUAGUUGUUGAUGAGCCUGAGGAAGGCGGUGUGAUAAAAACAACUAUUGUGCGUACUACCAAAAUCGUUAAGAAAAUUUCACAAGAAUGCGAAAAUAUCAGCGAGACCAGCAGUGAAGCUGAGAUUUCCCUGCCCAUUGUCGAGACAGUCUUGCAAGACGCUCCGGUUGUAGCCGAAUCGGUUACAACCGAAUCAAACAGCGAGGGCAUAACUAAGACCACAACUACACGAACAACAAAGGCUGUGACCAAGAUUGUGAGCGAAACUGAAGAUGAAACUUCACACCUACCGGAUGUUCCUGUGGCCCCUAUUGUCGUGGAAUCCGUAGAACUCCCAGAAGUUCCUAACGUCCCUAUUGGCAUGGAGAAUACGCUUCUGAUCACAGCUACAUCUAUUGUUCCGAAGGCUAGUAAUGUAAAGUCUACAGUUGUAGACUUUAUUACGGCCGAACAGAAUGCCGCUGAAAAAUAUACUAAGCCCCAAAAUAUCGUUGCUGAGCUUCCGGUUAUCGAGGAACCUAAUAAUUUGGCUACAAUUGAAGAAAUUUCGGUGCCUGAGCCCGAAAUUUCAGAGGUUGGGGAUGUUGUCAAGACUACAAUUGUUCGAACAACGAAAAUCGUCAAGAAGGUUUCACAAAACGCGGACCAUAAUGUUGUCGCUAACCUUCCCAAUGCGGACAUCGAGAAAUCAGAAUCUCUUGAGCCUGUGGACGAGGCGGUCAGUGGUGGUGUAACCAAGACAACAACUGUGCGUACUACGAAGAUUGUGAAAAAGCUAAAUGAAGACGGUGAAACGACCACGGAGGAGACAAGCACCGCCAGUGAACCAGUGACAGUACGUGAAGCUUCGCCAACUAUUUCGGAAGUCCCGAGCGAAACUUCAACCACAUCGAGUCAAAUUGACGGUGCAAUUAUUAAAACUACGACGAUACGAACGAUGCGAAUCACAAAGAGGAUAUCCAAUGACGGACGCAUUCUUCUAACAGAGAGCGAGACACCAGGAGAUGUCAUCGUGACCUCAAGCAUUGAGAUGCCCGAUCAGAGACCAUUUAGUCCGGCUGUUUCCUCGCGUUCAACCUCCCCUUCUGUAACGCCUACUACCGAACUUAAACUAGAUAGCCUGGGUUCAAACAUACAGUUAGGAUUGAAGGACAGUCCGACUGGGGUCAAAGUUAUUGGCAUCGAAACAAGCACUGUCGAGCUGCCGAAGCUUGGUGAACAGCAAUACGCUGCAAACAAGACUAAUGGGGCCAUUAAUGAGACGGAUAGUAUUACCACUACUACGACGACUACCAAGAACACGAUACUCACGACUACACAACGACGAAGCUUCGAAACCGAAGAUGGCACAAAUGUUCUUUUCGUGGGAGAAGGCAUUGACGGUGCAUAUCCACCGGGCACAGUUCAAAAGAUAUCCCUGAUUACCCAUGAAGAGAAACUGAAGACACCUAUUGUGAAAAUGCAUCUUGAUUUUCCGGAGGUUAGUCUUCGUGUGACCGAGACUGUGACUGAAAAUGUGGAAUCCCUGCAAAGAACAGCCGAAAGUAGGGAGAAUACCGUGAUUGAAGUUGUCGAGUUGUCUAAAUCUGAAGUCCCAGAAGCAGUAGAACCCAAACCAGAUCCUAUUCCGCAUAUACCCGAAAAAUCUACCCAAUCAGAAGAACUAGUCAAUAUCCCAGAAGUGUCCCAAUCAGCUAUCCCUGAAAGUAGCUCUGCAGAAUUAAGCCCCGAAGAGCAAAAGCUUUUCGAGGACAUUCAGAAAAAACUUUCCAAAAAGGAUAAAAAGAAACGUCCCGCUAUUCCAGAAGAGUUCAUAAAACAAGAAACAGUUCAGGUUAUUGUAGAGGAAAGUAAAGGUAAUGAUGCUAUUUAUGUGCCCUCUCUAGUUGACGAAAAAACCAAUGCAGUUGAACCCUUAGUUAAGCAAAACGUGACUGCUCAGAAUGUUAUCCAGGACGAGUCCUUGAUCUCUAGAGUCAAAUCAAUUGAACAUACUAAGGCAGAUGUUAUUUAUCAAGAGUCCAUAGUAGAAGUUGCGCCAGUUUCCAAAACUCCUUCUGUUCCAACCAAAGAAGAAAUACAGGGCGAUAUUCAGACAAGACCUAUUCCAGAAUCUGAGAGAUUGCUUUGCAAUAUUUCUCAAGACUCGUCUCUAAUCUCCACCGUCAAGAUAAUCGAGCAAACCAAGUCAGACAAUCUUUAUCAUGAGUCUAUAAUUGAAGUUGUCCCUGUUCCCCCUCAAGAAGAAGUGCCAGUAAAAAUUCCAUGCGAAACUCAGUCAAAUCCUGCUCCUACUAAUAUUGCUAAUCCAAUUGUUCCUGCUCAACCAAGCGCAUUACUUGCUGAAGCAUUUGUGGCUAACACGGAACUAAUUACGCAAGAACUCGACGAACUGCUACAAUCGCUUUCGAGCGUCGAGGAUGGCAUCGUCAAUAUGAACCAGAGCAGCCUGGAGGGCAUGCUAGAGGGAUUGAAGCUAAUCCAAAGCAAUCUCGAAGUACAUGAAAGGGACGCCAUCGAGUUGAAGGCCCAGGCGAAGAAGUUACCCACGGAUCCGGCAACGGAGCGUUUGCUUAACGAGACCGUGGAUCGCAUCGAUUUGCUACUACGCCGCACUCAGCAAGGCAUCACCAUGAUAGCGAAUGCUAUGCAUGGCCAGAAGAAGCGUCAGCAGGAGAUUGACGAGUACCAGCAACAUCUGCUGGAACUGGAACGCUGGAUCAUCGAGGUUUCCGCCGAGCUGGCUUCCUUCGAAACCACUUCGGAUAGCAGCACGGAUGAGCAGGUGCUUAAGUCGCAGGUCGAGAGGAGCCAGCAACUGCUGCGCACCCUCAAGGAUCGCCAGCAGUCCAUGGAGGAUUUGGUGGAUCAAACGCGACACCUGCAAUCGCAACCCGAUGUUGCUCCCUUGGCCGACACGCUGAUGGAGCAGCUGCAGAGCAUCAUUACCAUUCUGCGGGAACAGGUCACAGUGGCCACCAAGCGCAUCUUUACCAUCGAGAAGCGCAUCGUGGAUUUGCGAAAGGCGAAGAGCGACGAAGUCCAACGGCAGCGUGUGCUGGCUGAUUCACUCAUCAAGCCACCAACGGAAGUUCCAGAGGCGAGCCCAGAGGCGCAUGAAUCCAUCGAGUCCAACGAGAACACCAUCGACUCCAGUUCCAUGCCCGAGGAGGAGAUCAAACCAAGUGGUGUGUAUGUGGAGACACAGACAUCGCUUAGCCUGCAGCAGCCCCCAGUUCGGGAGGUGACCACCACCACUGUGGAGGCGCAGACCAGCUUCAAGGAGCCCGCUGUGGAAACCGCUGAGGUAGCUCUUCAAACACAAAAGGAGCGCUCGCCCACCGAGAAUAUUAUGGUUACCCAGACUGUGCAGCAUGGCCAGGAGACCAUCCAGAUCGACACCACUCGCAACAAGGGUGUGCCUGAUGUGCCCGAAGACGUCCAGAUUGAGGCUCGCUAUCAUCAGCGACCGCAGGGCGAUGUGGAUCGUGCCACAGAGCUGAUCCUGAAAAAUGUACCUCAAGCAUUCGAGACCACUUUCGUGGAACCAGAUGAGACCACCACCGAAGUAAUUGUGGGACCCGAUGGCACUAAGCAUAUUGUGCUCAAGAAAGUCACUCGAACCCGCCAACAGAUUGUGCAGCAGCAGCAGAUCAGCUCCAUUGAGACAAUCAGCGAUUCGGAUGGCAACAUUGAGGUGCACUCCACGGGUCAGAUAAACCUGGAGAAUGUACACACCACGGACACCAAGGCUGACCCCGAAGACGGCAGUGUCCACACUGUAAUCACACAGCAAACACGUGGUGCAGUUGUAGAUUCAUCUCAGCCCGAGGGUGUGAUCCUGCAGGAAUUCGAAACUGAGCCCACCAUUGAGACUUACGAGGAAGUGAUUGCUCCUGGAUCCCAGGCACAACUGAUUCCCAUGCAGCCCGGCGAUAUCCAGACCCAAGGAACCAUCCGAGCAGUAGUGCAGCAGGUGACCCGCAAGGUGAUCCGUAAGACGCGAAAGAUCAUCAAGCGCGUUGUGAUCAUCGACGGAAAGGAGCACAUCACCGAGGAGGUGGUCGAGGAGCCAGAGGAGAUUGAGAUCACCGAGGAAGAGACAGCCCCGCAUAUUAACGUGAAUAUUGUGCGAACUGUUGACGGCAAAGUGGUAAGCGAGGAGGAGUUCCAGCGUUUGAUGCAGGAACCCGGCGUUGUCAUCGAAGAAGUUGCCACGGAUCUGUGCAAGCCAACAGCAGAACCGCAGCAACAGGUAUUUGAUAUUGAGUCUAACCAAGUCACCACCACCACAAGAACAACAAUAGCAACCACACAAGAACAACAAGAACAAGAACAGCCAGAACAACAGACACCACAACCAACAACAACAGAAACGACUAAAGAAGCACCUGUAGAGUUGCCAGCACCUCAAGUAGAUGUUGAACAACCCGUAGAAGUUGCCACUACCAGUCCCGUUCAUGUUCCAACAGCGGAUGUAGCUGAACCCAAAGACUCCUCAGAUCCAGUCAACCAAGCAGUCAUAGAUGUCGAAACAGUGGUUGAAGAUAUCAACGAAAUUUGGCCACUGGAACAUCAUCUCAAACCCACCAACAUAGACUUCUCCCAGCACAUCGAAGAAUUGGCAGCACCAGCAACCACAGCAGAGACUGAAGCCUCCAUGCCAGUAGAGGAGAUUUGGCCAACCAGUCCAGAAACGGGCAACUCAUUGACCCUGGAGCACUACGAAUUCGAGCCACAAUCACCUCGUGAAGAGAGCACAAAAUCUGAAGAAGCUAAGCCAGAAGAGACUGAACCGGAAUCUGCUACUGAGAUUAAGCCAGAGCCUAUUACCACUGGAAGUAUUACCAUAACCAAGACUACAACCACCAUCACGAGUUCUACGGAAUUGCCAAAGGAAAGUAUUAUACAGGAUUUAAUUGCAGAAGAAUCACAGCAUACUGAAUCCAAGACCAAGAGUGACAUUCAGAGUUUCCUGGAAGCCGAACAGAGUCUCUCCGCAGCCCUAAAGGAACAAUCUUCAACGCCGACUGAAACUUCAGUUGUUGAAGUUGUUCAAACUCAGCCUGAGGAAAUUGUGGUUGAAGAAAAGACUGUAGAGAUUUCCUCCAUCAAGACUGAAGAACAACAACCAGAGCCUGUUUCACUGGAGGAGGUUGAACCAGUGCCUGUAGAAUCUGAACCAGUACAGCCCCAACAGAAACCAGAGGUAGUGACAGUAAUUGACACACUCGAGAAGACUGAACAAAAGCCAGAAGAACCCUUCAUUGAGAAACAGCCAGCUCCUGGUCAAAUCGAUCUGCGUGCCGCCACUCAACUCUUCAUCUCUGGAGAGGCUGCAGCUUCAACUGCUUCACAAAAGACCUUCCAAAUCACCGCACCCUCCCUGGAGGACAAUGGUGCUGGUGUGCUGAAGGUUGUCCUGGGCAAGGAAAGCACCACCGAGGAAGAGACCACAGUUCCGACCACCGGCAAGGUUAGCAUGACCAUCAUUGAGACAUCGGCUGCUCCCGUCGCUGACGCCAAGCGGCGUCGAAAGAGAAAGAAGAGAAGAGAUACAAAGCACGAGGAGGAGCUUGAGCAAGAACCAGAACAAGAGAUUGAGCCGGAGGCAGUGGAAGUGUUCGUUAAGGAGCCUGAAGUUGACUCAGAAGUGCCCGUUUCUCCGGAGGAUUCACCACGUGACACCGUGCGCCAUGAGUCUAUUGUUGAGAUCAGUCCCGAUAGCGAUUUGUCCAGCAUAGAAAUUGACUCGAAGGUCAAGGUGGUGGAAGAUGCUGUCGUCUCUUCGCCCUCGGAAUCGCCAAGGGCGCCCCUGGUUGAACUGGUUAUUCCCACUGAAGUUGUGGAGCUGGCAUUGGUGGAAGAUGAGGAGCAGCAGACCACACCGCGUGUUCCUUCGCCCGCUGAAAAAUCCGAAGUUGAGCAGGAUAUUAAAUCCGUGCAGACUUCUCCACAGCAUCAACCCAAACUGGAUGAGACUGCAGUGCAGACGAGCCUGGAGGUUCAACCAGAUAACCAGGAGAACGAAUCGCAAACCUUGAUUGUAGAGAUUACGGAGACAGAGGCACAAACCACUCCCCGAAGCGAGGACAAACCAGUGGCAGUCGAGAUAACCACCACCGAGAUUCAAACCGAUGUGAGUGGCCAACCAGCGGAAACUGUAGAGAUUUCAAGCCAAACUACCGUGACCACCACCAUCGAAAAGGAACUGCAGACCACUCCGAAGGAUUCGCCUCGCGCAGCAGAGCCAGGCAGCAGUGAUGUGGUUGAAUCUCUGGUCCAGGAUUUGGUCAAGGAUAUGACCACCGAUCUGCCAGUGCGUACCAGCGAACAAUCCACCGUAACGGAAACCACCACCACCACUGAGACCCAUGCGCAAACUUCUACUCCGGAGCCAACUGAACAUGUUGAACUUGUCAAACCGGAAACAGUUCAUGAAGAGACUUCAACGGUGGAAUUGGUGCAAGUCGCCGAUGGUGAGAUGCAGACAUCGCCUCGUGGAGAACAGCAGCCCGUAUCCCUGGAUGACAAUUCUCUGACCGCCACUUCGAUUUCCGUUUCGGAACCCUACGAACUGGAGGUCAAGACAACAGUGGCCAUUCCCGCGGACUCAGAUACAUCUGCGGCCGAGCCGACGGUCUAUGAAUACACUCAGACCAUGCAGCUUCCCAAGCAGGAUAAGAAAUCCAAGAAGGACAAGAAAAAGAAGCAGAAGAAUGAGCCUCAACUGGAGCAGCAACUGCCAGAGGAACCGCAAAUCAGCGUGACCGUGGAAAUCGCACCGGAGUUGCUUUCAGAAUCGGGUAUUGUGGUGUCAACCAACCAGCAGAUUGAGGACGUGCCUCAUGUAACACCCGUGGUGGAAACUCCCAUUGAACCCGAAGAAGAGGAAACUUCCAAGGCCCAACGGGUGCAACUUCAAAUCACCAAGACCACAGUCUAUGAUGAGUAUCCGGAUCUGCCAGUGCAUAUCACGGAGCAGAACAAGGUGCUCAUCGCCUCCCAGCAGAAUAAACGCUCUGGAGCGGGACCCACAUCUUCGCCGGUGACCAUCGAAGAGGUUGCUUCACCUACAGAGGAGCUAGUGGUGCCCAUCACCCCGGGACCGGACAAUCUCAGUGGCGAGCCCAGCAACAUUUGGUUCAGUGCCACCACCAGCGUGGAUAAGACACCCAUUGAGCUCUCCCAGGCUUUGAUUAUGAGCGAGAGCUUGCAGCACUAUCCAGGACAACAGAACCAGCAAAGGCCCAUUCUGAUCUCCACCAAGGAAGCCAUUGGCGAUCGCAUCAAGCAGCUUAAGCAGGCAUCGCCCCAACAAGCCACUCCGCUGAGCAAUGUGCUCCAUUUGGCCACUCUUUCUGAACAGAUUAAGGAACUGCCCACGGAGCAACGUCUCUUAGAGGUCAAUGAGGGCCUCCAAGAUCUUGAUGCUGCCAUCAAGAAUGGUGACAAGACGGUGGUUCAAACCACUGUGAUCACGGUGAUUGAGAAGGUAUCAACUUGGCUGGAAACCAUCGAGUAUCGUGUGUACCUCAUCCGGCAGAACUCCAAUGAAGGACCCUCCGAGGAGAAACUGGAUAACUAUAACCAACUCAACGAAGAGCUCAGCACCAUCAAACAGAAUGUCGGCAAACUGGAGCGACAGCUGUCCAAGGCUGAGCCCGAGUUGCUGCAAUGCGUGGAUAGCCUCAAGGAGCAUGUGGAUGCCGUGGAGCAGGUUACACAACAGAACCAGGUGCAGGAUAGCAAUGACCUGGAAAAGUGGCACAGCUUCGAGGUACUCCUAUACAACGUGUCCUCCGAUUUGGCCCAUCUCCAGCAGAGCUAUGAUCUCCUGAUCAACCAGGAGUAUCCUCUAUCCGCCAAACUGGCCCAGCUGGAUGAGCUGGAGCAGCGUCAUGAAGCGGCCCAGCAGCAGCUGGCGCAGCUUUGCCAAAACGCCCGAGCCUUCCAGCGUGACUUCCCAGGCAAAAAGAUGCCGCAGGAUGUGCACAAUGCCUUCGAGACCAGCAAGAAUAUUGGCAACAAUAUCCAGGCAGAGCGAGAACGUGUUCUCCAACUGCAAUCUCUGGCGGAGGAGUACGAGCAAACCCUCAAGGAGUUCACCAAAAUCACAGUUCUGGCCGACAAGUUGGUUGAGAGUCCCAUAGUUUCUAGUUCCCUCGAACAGCUGAACAACGAGGUGCAGAAGCAGAGGAAGUUCUUCGUGAAUCUCAGCCACUGUCGCGCCAUGUUGGAGUCCCUGGAGGAGAACAUCGAUAGUGAGACCCGCGAGAAGCACUCUGAGCUGCACAAGGAGCUCUACAACAGGGCUACUAGUCUACUGGAUAAGGCCUCCGAAAGGUCUUCCAAACUGGUGCAGGCUGCCUCCCGCUGGACUGUCCUUGAGAAGGGCAUGCGGGAUGAACUUCAGUGGCUGCAGGUGGCUCAACAGAGAGUUCCUGAUCUGUCUGCCGUAACAUCCGCCGACUAUGAUCAGUAUACCACCCUCUAUCAGUCCCUGAGCAAUGAUAUCUCACAUCACUAUGUGAAGAUGACGCAGCUUUCGGGAAUAGCCAACAAGUUGCAGCUGCUGGUGCAAGCCCCCAAUCUCGUGGAGGAAACCAAUGAGGCUUUGAUAGUGUUACUCAAACUCCGUGAGGAGGUGGCCUUGUAUCUUCAUCGCCUGCUGGUCUUCAAGGAAAUCUGGGUGCAGUACGAACAGCAAACGGAUAAACUGGAGGCCUUUGUGCGCGAAGCAGAGCAGGAAUUGCGGCACAUCCAGAUCCCAUCGCAACCCACUCAGCAGCCCAUCGAACAUAUGCGUCAGUUCUGGGAGAUCAAGGCUCGCUUUGAGCUCCACAACAAUGUGCGAACCGACACCGGUCUGAGUUUCGAGAAAUCCCUGCAGGUCAUCCCACUGGCCGAUGAGAUGCUCCAGCGGCAGUUCCAUGCCCAACUGGAGGAUCGCUGGCAGGCGGUGGCCCAGGCCAUCGAGCUCAUCCAGCACAACAUUGUGGAGAGCCUGUCGUCGGAGGAUGUGCCAGCGGCUGAGAAACUCCAGAUGGUGGAGCGGGAGCUGCAGGAGAUCUACCUGACCAUGACCAGCAUGAAGGGUGUGAUCAAGAACGAGGAGGAACUCUGUCUGUACAUCGAACGAGUCCAAGUGCUCCGCACCCGCGUGGGCUUCAUUGGCAACGAACUGGGACGGAUUGGACUGCAACAGCCCGCCAUUGAGCCGGAAAAAGUGGGUGAACUAUUCGCCCUCUCGCACAAGAUCAGCACCCAGAUUGCCGAGGAGCUGGAGGGUGCCUCUGUGCUGCGCGACCAACUGCAAGCCAUCCAAGAGGGUAUCAGCAACCAGCGCAAACACCAGGCCAAGAUCUCUGUUAUUCUGGAUGAAUGUGAAGCCGCCGAGCGCCAGGGAGCAGAUGUCCUUGAAAAGGCAGUGGCCGAUUGCCAGGGUGCCGGCGAAGAGCUGGUGACCAGCUGGCAGGAGAUCAUGCGCAUCCGCCAGAUGCUUCACACCCUGCCCAUGCGUCUCAAGAUGUCCGUUUCGCCCGUAAAGUUGGAGCGAGAUAUCUCCCAGCUGCAGGACGACCACGCCUUCCUCGAGAGCAAAUGCACAAAUAUCAUGGGCAUUCUGCGGAAUCGCCUGGCCGUCUGGCUGCGCUAUGAACGCCAACUGGAGCUGGUUCACGGAUCCGUCCAGGAGACCGACUUUAUGAUGGAACUCAUCCGGGUGCACGGUCAAGUGGACUACGAGCGCCUGCGCAAAGCCACGGAGCGUUUGGAGGGACUCGCUGGCGAUCUACACAACCGCGAACAACUGAUCGAUGAACUGAAGGGUGCCGCCAAACCUCUGAUCGAGAGCUGCGAUGUCCAGAUUGUCGAGCAGAUCGAGUCGGCGGUCCAGGAGGCGGUAGUCGCCUGGAACGAUACCAGCGAUAAUCUACAGCAACUACGAACCCGCUACCAAAGAGCCGUCGAGCUGUGGGACAAGUACCGCAACGCCUCUGCCGCCGUCAAGAACUCUAUUGACCAGCAAAUGGACACGGUCAAGUCCCUGGAGCAGCCCCUGGAUGCCCUGCAACAUGCCAAGGUAUGCCAAGACAACCUGACGACCCAGAAUGACAGAAUCUUGGAACUGCGCGACAUUGUGGCCAAGAUCGCCGCCGAUGUGGGCCUGGAUGCCUCGGCCCUGAUGCAGGGCGAAUUGGAUGCACUGGGUCAGAGAUUGGCGGAGUGCAAGGAUGCCAUCACCACGCUGGCCAAUGUGGCUGAAACCCAGGACAAGGAGCGCAAGGAGCUCGAUAAGGAGGUUACACUGGCCAAGGAAUACUUCAACAAUGUGCAGCAGGACCUUUCCCGAGAGGCACCGCAAAAUCCCAAAGAAAGCGAGGAGCAGUUGGCCGCCCUGCGAGCCCAUCUCCAAACACUGGCCAGAACGGAAGAGCAACUGCGUCAGCUGAAGGAGCGCCAUCAGAACAACGAGGUGACACCUUCGGUGGCCGGAGCAGUUGAUGAUGAUGGCGUCCUGGAGGUUCUGGCCCUGUGGCAGAAGAUAUUCCAGGACACCUUCCAGGAAUACCAUCGCCUGUCCACGCGACUCGCCCGCAGCCAGAACAGUUCGGAGGCCCUGCGAUUGUGGAGGCAAUACCUCCAGCACGUCCAGUCCUUCCUCUCCUGCGCCAUUCCCGAGGACUACAGCAGUUUGAGGGAACAGCAGCAGUUGUGCGCCAUCCAUCAGAACCUGCUCAUCUCGCAGCAGAGUGUGCUCUCGGAAACGCCACUGGAAUCGGAGCUAUCGGAACAGUACAAGGCCCUGACCAAUCUGCACAAUGAAACUCUCUCGAGGAUCAUGCAGCGAAAUGGUGAGCUGGAGCGGCGUGUGAGUGGCUGGAAUGCCUAUCGCCAGCAGCUGGCUGCUCUUUUGGAUUGGCUGCGCCAACGGGAGGCAGAGCGUAAUGCCCUCCAGUUGCGAUACAUUCACCUGAAGCGAGUGCCACAUCUGAAGCACCGCCUGGAUGCGAUGAUUCAACAGCUGGAUCAAGGGGAACAGCAGAGCAAAGCCUUGCAGGAGCAGCAGCAGGAGCUGGCCCGGCAUUGUGAUGAUGCCCUGGCCACCGCCAUGCGAAUGGAGCAGGCCAGCAUUGGCCAGAGGAUUAAUAACCUCCGUGCCGCCCUCAAGACUUGGCAAGGAUUCCUGCAGCGCGUCACCCAGUUAUCAGACACUUACGAACAGCGAGUCCACCAGUUGCAGCAGGAAUUCGAAGCAGCUCAAAAGCUCCUGGAUGCCAAUCCAAGUGAAUCCCUGCCCACUCAGCCCGCUGCCAUUGAACAACUUUUGGGAGCCCUGCGAGCACAGAGAGUGCAACUGGGUGCCCAAGUUCCCGCCCUGGAGAGUCUCACGGUGACCCAGGAGGAGCUCAAGGAGUGCAUCAGUCCGCACGACAUGAAGACCAUUCGCCAAAGGAACUGGUUGCUCUGGCAGCAGCAUGCCGAUCUGGAUUACCAGCUGGCCAACCUUAUCAACUCGAUCGAGGAACGUCUAUCCCUGCUGUCCAACUACCAAAUCCGCUACGAUCGCAUCUCCCAGUGGCUACAGCGUUUGGAGCAGCGUGUGGAAAAGGAUGCAGAUGUCACUGCCAUGACCAAUCCCGAACAAGCAGCCAAGCAGCUGGAGCAGCAAAUCAAUUCCGAGCUGCAGCUGAGGGACAAGGAAAGGGAGUGGCUACUGUCCACCAGCAGGGAACUGCUCACCCUCUACUCCGAGCCAGAAGUUCGAUCCCAGGUGCAACAGCAGAGCGAUUCCCUCAUCGACCGCUGGCAGCGUCUCAAGUACCUGUGCAAGCAAAAGGCCACCAAGAUUGGUGAGCUCAAGAUGACCCUUCUCCGCCUGGAGGAGCGAAUCGCCCUGAUCCGUGCCUGGCUCUUCGAAGUGGAAUCCCAACUGGACAAGCCGCUGAACUUCGAGAGCUACACCCCGAAUGUGAUCGAGGCCAAGCUGAAGGAGCACGAGCAGAUCCAACGCUCCAUUGAGCACCACAGCAGCAAUGUGGGUGAGGUUCUGAAUCUCGUAGAGAUGCUCCUCAACGAUGCCGACAGCUGGCGAACGCAGGUGAACACCUCCGGACUGGCUGCCUCCGCCCAAAAUCUGGAGCAGCGCUGGAAGAAUGUGUGCAGUCAGUCGGCGGAGCGAAAGGCCCGCAUCCUGACCAUUUGGAAUCUACUCCAGCAACUCAUCAAACUCACGGCCGAGCAUAAGAAUUGGCUAGGCAAACAGGAAAGUCAAAUAGCCGGCUAUGAAAGGGAUCAAAAGUCCCAUAGCAAGCAUAAGCUAGAGGAACGGCAGAAGGAACUCCGUGCCAAGCUGGAGGAGCUGGAGAGCCAGUCGGUCAAUCUGCGCCAGCUGGAGCAGAUCUAUGCCAAGCUGACCAUGAGUGCUGGCGUCGAGCCGGAGAACAUCCAGAAGCUAACGCUGCCCACCAAGGUGAUGGUGAGCAUGUGGCGCCAGUUGACGCCACGCUGUCAUGCCCUGCUGGAUGCCAUCGACAAGGAUGCGAAGCUUAUGCGGGAGUUCAACAAUGCCCAACUGGAGGCCACCAACUCUCUGAAUGCCAUACAAAAAGCCCUGGAACAAUUGCCCAGUGUGGAGGAUCAGCAGACCUCCAAGGCAGAGCCAAAGGCGGUGCUCCAGCGAUUGGAGAGCCUGGAGAAGAAGUUGCAGGAUGCCCAGCAACAUGUCCAGCAGGCGGAUAACCUGGCCCAGGAGGCCAAGACCAGGACCAAGCAGCAACCACAAUUGAAAACAUUGCUGGAACUGGUAUCCGCCUAUACCACCCUUUGGCAAACUGUCCAGACCCGCAUUGUGACCCUCAAGACCAGUUGGGUGACCCGGGCAGCUCAGGCAGCCGCCGCCGCUGUCCCAGUUAACGAAGCCGCCAACGCCGCCGUCCAGGUCAACACAUUGUCCCAGAGGAAACUUCGCCAGGCCCAGCAGAUGCAAAGGGAAACCUCCAUCACCGCCAAGGAUGCCUACAUCAUGGAACUGCAAACGGCCAUCACAGAGUGCCAGAACAAUCUGGACGAACUGCAGCGCACGGUAGUGGACAAGACCCGCAAGCCGGGACCACAGAAGAUCGCCAAGCUGCUGGGCAAUGCCCAAUCCUCCACGGAGCUGGUCAAACAUCUCAGCCAGCUGCUGCUCACCGAGUGCCAGGCGGACAACCAGGCUGCCCAGGUGGAAACCGUGGCAGAGCUCACGUUGCGCUUCGAUACACUGCAGUCGCAGUGGAAGGCGCGACAGCAGCACGAUCAAAAUGCAAGGUGCCACCUACCUGCAUCCUACAAGUACAACUGCAUACACGAGGUCGGCCGGCUAACGUGUCCGCUCUGCACACAGCGAAACUGGCAGCAGAUCGACAACGACCUGUGGCGUUUGGAGCAGUGGCUGCAGUUCGCCGAGAGCACCCAGAAGGCCCAGUCAGCUCCGCCCUCGAACAUCGAGCUGCUGGAGGAUGUCACCCAGGAUCAUCGCGAGUUCCUACUGGAUCUGGAGAGUCACAAGUCAAUCAUAUCGUCCCUGAAUGUGGUCGGUGACCAUUUGGCCACACACACCCUGGACACUGAAAAAGCCAGGCAACUGCGAUCUCGUCUGGAGGCGGAUAAUGAACGCUGGAACAAUGUGUGCAUCAAUGCCACCAAAUGGCAGGGUCUUCUCCAGACCGCCCUGAUGGGCAACAGUGAGUUCCACCAGACCAUCGAUGAGCUGGUGAACUGGCUGCAGAGCACGGAGCAGAACAUCAAGGCUUCCGAGCCCGUCGAUCUCACCGAGGAGCGCUCCGUGCUGGAGGCCAAGUUCAAGAAGUUCAAGGAUCUGCGAGCCGAACUGGAAAGAUGCGAACCCCGAGUGGUGAGCCUGCAGGAUGCCGCCGAUCAGCUUCUGCGCUCCGUUGAGGGCUCCGAGGAGCAGUCCCAACACACCUACGAGAGAACCCUUUCCAGAUUGACCGAUCUCCGACUGCGUCUCCAAUCCCUGCGUCGUCUAUCCGGAAUCUAUAUCGUAAAACUGGGCGCCGUCCUGGGUUACGAAGGCGAUAAUCUUGGCGUGCCUUUGCACAUGUUGUCGAGUGAGCUUUUGGAUAAUACUACAUUAUCAACCUCUUCUAUGCAGGCCGCCGCACCAAACACAGAAAAUGCAAACAACACCGAUGGCGAUGCUGUCGAUGGCGAUGUCAUCAAUACCACGGUUCUGGCGCGCGGUGCACGAUUCCUAGGCCGCGUUGCACGUGCCUCGCUGCCCAUUCAGGCGCUCAUGCUGCUGCUUUUAGGUGUGGCCACUCUGGUGCCCCACGGUGAGGACUACACCUGCAUGUUCUCCAACACCUUUGCGCGCAGCCUGGAGCCCAUGUUGUCGUACCCCCACGGACCACCGCCCACGUAAAGCUGUCGAGUUGCAAUUGGAUUAGUGCAAUGAAACCAUGAACAAGAACAAAAAACCCAAACCCCCUGAACCCUAACCAUAGAACUGUUUAAAUCAGUCCCCAAAAGAUAUGAAAAUAUGCCUUUUGUAAGCUAAAUUCCUGUAAGAAAAUUCAAAAAAAAAAAUAUUUGCAUUGAGUAAUGAAAUGGAAGAGUUGUAAAUUUGUGUAGUUUAUCACAUUUUGUAAUUGUAUGUAAUUUUGUAGAGAUUCAAUAGCUAGAGGCAUUAAUAAAACAACCAAUUUGUAUAUAACCCACUGAACAGACUCGACAAGCCGAACACAUGAAACACAUGAAAGAAAAAGAAUGAACUAACUAUUCAAGCUAACGACAAGUAACGAAAAAAAACUUUUGUAAAACGAUAUAUACAUUAUACAUAUAUAUUUGCACAGCAAACAAUUUAUAUAUUCAUAUAUAAUCCCAAGAUAUAUGAUCCCAAGAAAUCUAUAGAGAACCCAAACAUUUUGUAUAUAAAAAUAACUAAGCUAAAACGAAAAUCAAAAUACGCACACGAAAAUUUUACUCAUCACCGCACGUUUUCCUUUAAGAGAGAUCGAUGGCAGCACGUAGUUGUGAUUGGAGGUCGUGCAGAUUUCGUGGAACAUUUCUGCAGAAACCAAGCCCAAGUCCUUGCUGCCAUCGAUGGGCUAGAGAAGUCGACGAAUCCCAAGACAAAUCAUGACCCACAUAGACCAAUCGCCUGGAGAACUACUUGGUGGCCCAUGUAUCUUGUUCGCUGCUCGCCUUUCUCCCAAAUUCAAGGCGAUGCGGUGGAUAAGAUGCAUUGGCUACCUUUUAGACUCUGGCCCCUAAAGUCCCCUUGCCAAAGGAUAAUUCUACCCAAGGCCAAGCUCUCUCCCACGGCCAAAGGGUUAGAAAGGAGAACCUGCAGUGCGCCAGCCACAGGACACUGUGUUCACCUCUGAUCCUUAAACUCCAACCCGGCAACAGGGGGCUAGACAUUUCAAAGCAUUCCUGAUACUCAUUUCCAAAUUACCCAUAGACAUUGAACAUCCUAGCCUGCUCUCACCCAAAAAAAAAAUGGAAAACGUGCGUGCCACGAGCAUUGAACAAAACGAAGCAAGUGUCCUAUGCCGGUGCUAAACCAACCAACAAAUUUUCUAUGUAAAGAAAAAAUGUAAAAUGCGUAUACAAAAAAUGAAAUUAAAUUCAUAAAACAAAAGAUUAACUCUUUAAAAAAAAAAUCGUAAAAUUGCAAUUUGCAAAUAGACAAGUGACGUAAGUCCAUCCAGUAAUAAAUUACCUAUUUUGUUGUUAAUAUUUUUUGAUAAACCUAAUUCUAUUUGCCUUAUACUUACCCAACUUGUUUAUUACAACUAUUUUUUAUUAUUUAAAGCUUGAGCAAUUAUUGAGAAAAUACAUACAUUUAUUUAUUAGACCUAUACGAUUUAUUACGUAUUAAAUUAAGUAUGAUUUAAAUGUUAAAUUUGUGUACUUUGCUGCUUCUAUCUGGUUAUAAAAUAAUGAGCCGUUAUCAAGUUAAUAUAAUUUAUGUAGCAUUUUAAGAUUUCCUUUCUUGUGAACAACUGUACCUUUAUAUGCAUUAUGAUUAUUAAA